Messenger RNA from Podarcis lilfordi (Lilford's wall lizard), 51797 nucleotides. NCBI's taxonomy places the organism in Eukaryota, Metazoa, Chordata, Lepidosauria, Squamata, Lacertidae. The record is from the annotation of a GenBank genome assembly.
AUGAAGCAUCUAUGGCAGCUGCCCCCAUCUUUGUUCCUCAAUUUGAUACAUGUCUGCCUGGGUAAGUACAAAAAACCUCUUGGCUCCUUAAGAAACUAUAGGACAGCAACGUACGCCUAAGCUUUGUUAGUAAUCCUUCAUAAUGUGGCCUUGCAACUGUUUCUUGAUAACUGUGUAAAUAAAUACUGCUUGCUGGCUGUCCCCCCUCCUCCUUAACCCCCCCUCCCCCCGAUUGUAUUACCUGUAGCUCCAAGUGGGCUGUUAUUGAUUCUUGAUCUGUGAUUAGAAUGAUAACUAAUUUCAUUUCAUUUUUACUUUUUUUUUCUUUGAACUUUGCUGUUCUCUUGCAGCAAGUAAGUAAUUAUUUCAUUAUGGCUUCUUGAUAGGCAUCCCUGAAAAUCAAAAUGUUUUAGAAUCUCCAAUAGAUUGCUUAGGGAUUGCCUGGAGGUCAAAGAUGCUCGUUUUGCAGUUAGUGAGCAUUUAAUGAAGGCUCAUUCAACAAGCAAAAAACUUCAGACUGUCUGGUGGGAUCCUGAUUAAUUCGUUUUCUGUGUGUUAUAUAUACGGGUACAUCUGUAAUAUGUUAACUGAUUCAUAGCCAUUUGUAUUAUUAACCAGAUAGUACAGGAUCCCUUAAAUAUGGCCAUAAACUUUCUAAAAUGUAGAUGUGAUCUAUUAGCAUAAUUGGAUAUAUUGUGAACUCAGAUUAUUCCCUUGAGGGUUGAUCUUUGCUUUGUACUCAGAGGCAGGCAGGGUAGCAAAUUCAUCUGUUUGUGAUCUAAAGAAUGCUUUUGUUUUGAGUUCUGUUUUCUUUCCGACCUGCAGCUCAGGCGAAUUAUGCUCCCUAUUUCUUCGACAAUGGAGCUAGCAGCACUAACGGGAACAUGGCACUUCUCAGCCUUUCAGAAGACACAGCUGUCGGUCAGUCUUACGAUAUAGCCCACUCCUUUUUCAAAAUAACAAUAUGAAUUUGCUGGUUUCUUUUUCAUUUGUUAAAAACUAAGAAAAGAGACUCAGUCGUAUUUGUGCAGGUUGUGUCCACCUAAAAACUCUUCUUGUCUUUAAACUUGAAGACUUAUCUAUAAAUGAAAUGAGUUAAAUGGGCCAUUUGUGUAAGUAGCAUUCAUGUGCCUUCAAAUGCAUGUGUGUACGCUAUUUUGGCUGUAAUUUUGCACAACAAAUGGCGACACUCAGCCAAUUCAAUGGGGCCUGGGUGAGCACUGCGAUGCAAGUGUUAGUAAACAUGAAUUUCCAUUGGCUCUGCACGCUUAAGCUUGUUUCUAGAACUUCCUUGCUAGAAUGAGUUAUCUAUCUGGUAUUUUUCACACAAUUAACGCACAAGGGAUUUGUUGUAGGACAGGAACAUUACACUCGAAUGGGUCAAACACAAAACUCCACGUCCAGCAGAUGCCUGACUUUCUUUAACCAGAAAUUUGCCAGUUAGGGGACCAGAGUUUAAUUUCUGUUAAUCAUUCUCUCAUAAAUCAGUCCAAACAUGCCAGCCUUCCAUAUUUUGCCUAUCCAAAUUCCUUCACCAAAACCAUGGCUGGCACCCAUCACCAGCUUUCCCUUCCCAGGCUUGAACUCUCCUUAGCAGUUGAAUGCCACCAUCUAAGCCUCUAUCCACGUGCCCACCCUCCAAAAUGUUCCUUUCUUGUGCACAUCCCUGCACUUUCCAGACAUCCCGGCAAAUUCCUUUUCUUCCUGCACCGUGCCACAUUCCGGCAAAGGGUAAGAAGCUAGGAAGAGCGAGUCAUCUGGUCUGUCAGGACAACACGAGCAUUAUCCAUCCCUCCUCCCACCACCGUAAGCGCAACGCUCACUCUCAGUAAUAACAGUAGGUGGCCAAUUCCGAUUGGCUACAUGCGAAAUCCUCUCGCUCACUACGCGAUUCUCGAUUGGCCAGGAUCAUGUGGCGAGAGAGAGAAAACAAAAUGAUGGAGGAGGGAGCAGAGAAGUGGAUCACCCUGGCUGUGAUGUGCCACAGAAGAAAUGAAAAAGAUACACUGGGGUUUUGUAGACCUUUUGCACCCCCAAAUUCCUCUCCCACUUUGCCUCAUGCUUUUUGUGGGCAUUACUUGGACCUACUCCAAACUAUGUCUAGAGUGGCUGGGGAAACCCAGCUAGAUGAGCGCCACAACUCCAUAACCGCCUUUGACUGGACUUAACCAUCCAGGGGUCCUUUACCUGUUUCCUUUUUUUUUUUUUUUACUUUCCCAUUCCUACUGUAGUUCCUGUUUUCCCUUCUCACCUGUCCAGAGUUUUACCUUUUUCAUGGGCAUUUCCUCCAGAGUUUUAUUCAAGGCUUUUUUUUCAGCCGGAACUCACCAGAAUUCAGUUCCUCUCAGGUGGUUGUCAUUGCCAUUGUAAGAGAACCAGGGAGGUGAUGAUGGUGAAUUCCAGCAUCACUUUUUCUAGAAAAAUAUCACUGGUUUUACUGCUCCUCACUGUACACCUGAUAUAUUGACUAGGUAGGUAGAUUAAUGCCAAGAUUCAGUUUCAGCUCACAAAUCAUAAUGGACCUAGGGAAAGGCUUUUGUUUCCCCCUGCCCCAAGGGAUGAAGGCUGCUGUGUUUGCUUCUGUUUCCAUUUGCUGGUGCCCACAAAGAUAAGGCUAAUUUUAAAUUCACUUUUCUUUUCAGCAAGAGGAGGCAGAAAUGCCAAAUAUAGAUUUUUUUUUAAUUGGUGUUAAUUCUGCACUGAGAAGUGUUCCCCGGGUGCUAAUGAUAUGGAGAGCUUGUGCUGAGAAAGGUGUAAAAAUUAUCAGCCAGACACCAAGGCUGAUCUGAAGGAGAAGCCGUAAAACCUUCCCAUUUUAACAUCCUAUUAACAUCCUGGCAUUCGCACAACCAGUGAAACAUCAGUUGAUAUCAGCUUGCAGGAGGGAGGCACGGAAGAGCAGGGCUUUUGGUCCUUGUUUGCUUGCAAAACAACAAAACAAAACAAAAACGCGAGAACUCCUUUAGCACGCCAAAGGUAAAGUACUGAAAUUUUGCACCCCUGACAAUUUUGCACUCAGGGCAACCGCCCCAAGCUACGACACUGCCUCUCACUGCUUAUGAAAUACUGUGUUUUGAUGCAUUUCCCUUCAAACUAGUUUCAAUCUCAAGUGAGAAAAAGAAUGACCUAGGUUUUUUCUUAAAGACAGCAAUGUACUUCAAUUUUUUUCACACACACAAAUGUUACUCCAGUGGAACUUCAGUUGUCGAACGCUACGGAAGUCGAAUGUUUCGGCUUUUGAACACCGACAACCCGGAAGUGAAUACUUCCAUUUUCGAACGCGCCUCAGAAGUCAAACAGCUUCCAAGGAGUGUUUCUCCAUUUUUACAAUGGAUUUUGCUGACCAGCAAUUGCACCUCAGUUGUCGAAAGUUUUGGAAGUCGAACGGUCUUCCAGAACAGAUUAUGUUCGACAACCGAGGUUCCACUGUAUAACAACAUUUGCAGUGGCUCUUCACAAUACCCCCCAAAAGCAAUUUUUUCUACAAGGUGUCCUAAUCUCUCUCUUUCAGGUACACACGUGUACACGUUAAAUGGAACAGAUCCCGAAGGGGAUCCGGUAACCUAUGGCAUGACCUUUGAAUCUGGGUCAAGAAAGUACUUUGCUAUUGAUGAAAACUAUGGAAAUGUUACACUGAUUGAAGAGCUGGACCGUGAGGUACAGUGCAAUAAAGCGGAAUCUAUUUGUGGUGUCAGGAUCAAUUUAAGAUGGUUGUUUGUGUCAGCUUAGUUCCCACUGAGCUGAUAACCCCCUACCUGGGCUGUUCACUUAAAAUGUCAUGGGGGCGGGGCAUUCACAUAAUCAAAUUCAUCUUUAUAAAAAAAAUAAAAUCACACAAAGGAAACUAGGGAGAAGUUUAAGUUUAAGCCCAUCUCCCUGACAUGCUCUUUACUCUGUGCAAAGAUUUUGUUUUCUUUUAGGGAGGAAUAUUCAACCAUAUGAUCGUCUACCUGUGGUCUAAAAUGGUUCAGUCCAGACACAGGUUUAUUGCCUCCGGUGAAAAUUUAGGGCCAUAUCUAUCAGUCGUAGGACAACUGGUUAUACCAUCCAUUAAUUUGGGGGACAAAAUGAGUAUAAUCAGUAUGAAGCAAAUGGCAGAAAUAACGAUAAUUUUUUAACCUCAUUUUCAGCUUAUAAAACAUGGAAUUUGAAAAUUUGGGUGAUUUGGGUUUAUUGCAAACUUCCUAAUAUUUGUAAAGAAUAGUUGCGGUAUAAUGUUUCACAUAAAUAAACAUGCUAAAAUAAAAUGUUAGUAACCAUAAUUAUGUCCACCAAAGGGAUGUUUCCAAGAAGUUCACAAAUUGAAGACAAACUCCAUAUAUUCGAAAGGUUACUCUACAAACAGUUAUAGUCAAUGUGGAUAUUUACUCAGAAUUAAUUCCUGAAUUCAGUUGGGCUUACUCCACAAUAAGUGUGCACAUGAACUUGCCCACACUUACUUGGGAGUAAGCCCCAUUGAACUCAAUAGAUCAUACAUUUAAGCAGACAUCCCUAGGUUUCUGCUGUUAAUGGUCUCCUAACUCCGUUCUUCAGACAGAGUUAUGUGUUACUUAUUUAGCCAGCUAAAACAAUACUACAUAGAAAGCAAGAAAAUAUUUGAUAAAUGCUGUAUUUUUACACUUCUAAAAAUAUGAGUCUUAGAUCCCAUCAACCCUGUGGACAACAAUUCUUCUAUUUUCUAUUUUAAGAGAGAAGAUGAGGUUGAAGUUGUCGUCAGCAUCUCAGAUGGCUUAAGUACGGUAAGUAUUUCAAGAGAAAAGGGGUUUUCCUCACCGUUGCCUAUUCAUGUUCGAUUCUGUAUCAGAUAAUGGAAAAGGAAACAGUUGCCAUUCUCCUAACUGCCAAAUCAACCGCUUGGAUAUUUCCAAGGGAUAGAUUGUGGGAUGUGAGGAAUCACCCCUAGGUUUUUUGGUUUAUCUGAUAUAAGUGUUUACAAUGGUCUUUAAGAUAAAUUAUAACCCACCCACCAUUAGUAGGACUGGAAUAAUACUUGUAGUUUAAUGAUGAAUUUUGGGCAUAAUGGAGAUGUAAAAGAUUUGGAUUAUCAUAAAAGAUGCAGGAGGAAAUGAUUAACAAUACGACACAGAAAGGGGAGGAAGGAAGUCCAGCAGAUUCUUCAGAAUCUUGUUUUUAUGUUGUAUAUUGGAUAUGUGAUUGUAAAACUUUGAUCUGAAAACCAAAUAAACAUUUUUUUAAAAAAAUCUAUUAUAUUGGGGCAGUCCCCGGGCUCUUAGCCACCCUCCAUAUCUGUCCCAACCAGAUCCUUGUAACUAAUCACUCACUCAGACAUGGGCUUCACCAAGACUCCAAGAGUGGGUUGGCACAUGUGCAUCUGACUCACGAGUAGACACAGAUAAACACAUUAUUUCCAUAUUAAGGUUUUCUUAGUGGGAAUAGCAUCUUGUGAACAAAAAAAGGCAAAAUGUUCAUCUGCACUGCAUGGGGAAGUGGGUGAAUGUUUAACUUCCUCACAUUGGAGGGAAGCCCUCCCACAUGUGGAGCUUUGAACCCUGGCCUGUGAAUUGUUGGAAGAAAGAGGAUAGAGAUACACUCACCCCAAAGGCUAGAAGUGUAGGUCCCUCAAUGAAACGGAUAGAAUCGAAGAAUCAUAAAAUUGUAGAGUUGCAAGGGACCUCGAGGAUUGUCUAGUCCCAUGGUUCCCAACGUGGGGCACAUGCCCCAAAGGGGGGCAAUUUAAUUUUUCAGGGAGGCAAUUUGAGAAUGAGUUAUUAACAGUGACCUUUUUGCAUUUCCUAUGGUUCUAGGGGCCUCGUAUACAGGGAGCCAGUGUGGUGUAGUGGUUAAGAGUGGUAGACUCGUAAUCUGGGGAACCGGGUUCACGUCUCCGCUCCUCCACAUGCAGCUGCUGGGUGACCUUGGACUAAUCACACUUCUCUGAAGUCUCUCAGCCCCACUCGCCUCACGGAGUGUUUGUUGUGGGGGAGGAAGGGAAAGGAGAUUGUUAGCUGCUUUGAGACUCCUUCGGGUAGUGAUAUCAAAUCCAAACUCUUCUUCUUCUUCUUCUACUACUACUACUACUACUACUACUAUAUAAAUAUAUAUUGCAACACACACAUUUUAAAGAUUUCUUAGUGAUUUCUUCCUCAGUACAGUGGUACCUCGGGUUAAGUACUUAAUUCGUUCCAGAGGUCCGUUCUUAACCUGAAACUGUUCUUAACCUGAAGCGCCACUUUAGCUAAUGGGGCCUCCUGCUGCCCCUGCGCCGCCGAAGCACGUUUUCUGUUCUCAUCCUGAAGCAAAGUUCUUAACCCGAGGUACUAUUUCUGGGUUAGCGGAGUCUGUAACCUGAAGUGUAUGUAACCUGAAGCGUAUGUAACCUGAGGUACCACUGUACUUCAACUGUCCUUUCGUUCUUUUAUUUUUCUCUUUCAUGGAUGCCAUGUUCUUUGGAAGCUUGUUUAGACCAAGUUAAUGGCCUUUUAGGCCUUUUAGUGAACAGGAGUUCAUUUUUUGAAUAAUAAGAAUUAUACAUCACGGCGGGGGUGGGCACCAGGAUUUUAGAGAUGCUUAGGUGGGGGCAUGGUCCAAAAAAGGUCGGGGACCACUGGUCUAGUCCAACCCCCUGCAAUGCAGGAAUAUGCAACUGUCCCAUACGGGGAUCAAAGCUGCCACCCUUGAGGAACUCUUGUUCUGAUCCUAGUAGUUCUUAAAAUGGUUGUCAUUAGGGCUAAGAUGCAGCCAAGUGUGCAUAUGAUCACUCCUUGGUAUAAAUCCACUUUCCUGUCUAAAAUUGCAUCAUGUUCAACUUUAGGUGGCUGAGAAAGUCAGGAUCCUUGUAACAGAUGCUAAUGAUGAGAGCCCAGAAUUUACCAACACACCAUACAUAGCCCAAGUCCUGGAGGUUGGUGAAACUUAACUCUGUCUUUUUAGCAAAUGUAAACAGAGAGGAAAUUGGUUUCGGCUACCCCAUGAUGAGCAUAGCUGUAAGUUGUGCACUGGCUGCUUUUGUGGUAAGAUUCAAGCAGUGUUGACAUAUGCAAUUCCACUUCAAAUGAAGGUUUCUGAUGAGCUUUGCAAUUUGAUGAUAAUGUCGUUAUCCCUUGUCUGGAAAGAAAAGGUGUCAUUAUUUUAUUUCAUUUUUAAAGUAAGGUAAAAAAGUAAUAACAACUACUACAAACUGCCUUGGGGACUGGGAGGCAGCAUUUGGUGAUUUCCUGGGCACUAGCCAAUCAGUUACAGCUGCCCACAAUCUGCUUCCCCAGGAAACUGCCCAAAUCAUUUUAUAAGAGCUCAAAAAAGUAAGUUUGUAUUGAUCAUUUUGAGAGCGUAUCUAAAACUAUUCCCACUGCUCUAUAGAGGUUUCAUCUGUCAAAUGUUAUGUCAGUUUUUACCCUGCCUUUCCGGAGACUUUCCCCAAGCUUUAGACUGUACACUUCAGUGCUCAGUGAAGAGUAAAAACAGCUGACAUGGACAUAUUCUUCAUUGCUCUGUCUCUCUCCUUGUUGCUGCUGUGAUUUUGGGAUGGAUGGGGAAGGAAUGAACUUGAUUCUCUUUCCCCUUCUUCCCAAUGCAAUAUCUCAUUGUUCUCACUCUCUCUUUUUGCUUUCCUAACACAUUACCUUCCCACCAUAGGAGUAUAUUUAUAUUUUACUAAUACCCCCUAAUUUCUUAUGCCCAUCUCUGAUUAUGUUCUCUGUUUGGAUUCACAGAACACACCUUCAGGCAGCAGCAUCUUGAAAAUUGAAGCCAUAGACAGAGACACCGGUUCAGGGGGGAGCAUAACCUACUUUCUGCAGGUAAAUAUUGACUUAGGUGUCAGGCACCCCAGGAAUAAGACAAAGAGUGGACUGGAAGCACUGGGAGGCACUUACCAUAUUUUUCGCUCCAUAAGACGCACUUUUCCCCUCUUAAAAAGUAAGGGGAAAUGUGUGUGCAUCUUAAGGAGUGAAAGCAGGUGGGAGGCUCUGCUCAGCACUCCCUUUAAAGAGCCGCGCCUAGCGUGUGUGCGGCUCUUGGGGGCUUUUCCAUGAGGAGGGAGAAGGGACUGACAGGCUGCCCUCUGUCCCUUCCCACACCUCCCAGAAAAGCCAGCAAGAGCCGCUGCCAGGCUCUGCUCAGCGCUCCCUUGUAAGGGCUCCCUUUCGUCGUUCCUCCCACUUUGCUGGGAAGCCAGCAGAACAAGAGGCGCCGUGCAGCUAUCGCUCUUGCUCUUGCUCUGCUGGCUUCUCAGUGAAGCGGGGAGGAGCGAUGGAAGGGUUUAAAGCAAGAAAAGCAAGAGCUGCUUACAUGCUCUGCGCAGAAUAUUUUUUUUCUUGCUUUCCCCCCUCUAAAAACUAGGUGCGUCUUAUGGUCAGGUGCAUCUUAUGGAGAGAAAAAUAUGGUAAAAUCCAUCUCAUGGUGUCUGUUUGUUUGAGUACCUUCUGACUAUAAAGUUAAUACUAAGAACAUUAGAACUUCCAUAAUGAUAUAAUGCAGGAAUGAGGACCUUUGCCAUUCCAGAUAUUGUUGGACUGCAACUCCCAUCAACCUCAGCCGCCAUCCUCCAGUCAAGGAUGAUGGGAGCUGCAGUCCAACAACUUCUAGAGGGUCACAGGUUCCCCAUCUAUGAGCUCAGCUUGGUACAGCAUGAGAUAAAAAUAUUCUGAAAUGAUACUUGCAGGGCCAGGCUGUGCCCCCUCCGCCCAGGUGAGCUACCAAUAAAGGAGACCACACAGUUGAAUGGGAUCAAAUCAGGCCACAACUUUAUUGACUUCAGAUGAAGUGGUUUGGCAUAGGCAUUGGGUAAGCAUUUAUUUCCAGGCUGCCUACCAGAAAUGACAUCAGGGUCAACGCCGGCAGCGGGGGUUCCUACGACUUACAUCAAAUAGGGGGAUCCCCUCAGGGAUCACCACCUCUAGGACCGCUGAGGCCCAAGCCCCUUGUCUGGCUAAAUGGACAGAAGUAACUCCAUCACAGAUCCCUUUAAUAGGUUACUCUAUUUCUGGAUGGGAAGGCCAGGGUACAACCCCCCCUUCCAACCCAGGCUAAGGUUAAAGGUAAAGGUACCCCUGCCCGUAUGGGCCAGUCUUGCCAGACUCUAGGGUUGUGCACUCAUCUCACUCUAUAGGCCAAGAGCCAGCGCUGUCCGCAGACACUUCUGGGUCACGUGGCCAGCGUGACAAGCUGCAUCUGGCAAGCCAGCGCAGCACACGGAACGCCGUUUACCUUCCCGCUGGUAAGCGGUCCCUAUUUAUCUACUUGCACCCGGGGGUGCUUUCGAACUGCUAGGUUGGCAGGCGCUGGGACCGAACGACGGGAGCACACCCCGCCGCGGGGAUUCGAACCGCCGACCAUGUGAUCGGCAAGUCCUAGGCGCUGAGGUUUUACCCACAGUGCCACCCACGUUACUCAAUGCCUAAACCUCUAAAAGUUGUGACAAUUGCUACGAGGUAGGCAAAACCUCCAGGUCACAGCCAAUUUGCCUGAUAAGCAAAUUCCUACCCAGCCCCAUAAAUGCGGCAACUACCACAGCCAUAGCAAGGUCAAUUCAAUGAGUAAAUGCAAAAUUACUGGAGUUGGUUUGAUCCGAUGAAGAAGAGCUGGGCAUCGGGGGCUGGUGCGGGCUGUUUUAAAUCCCCCAGGCGUGGACCUGAGGGAAGCCUGAUUGUUCCCUCCAGCCUGCCCCCAGAGAGCCUAGCCCUCUACACCAGCCUGCCAUUUGCCAGUUUGGCAGGCUGACGCAGAGCAGGAUUUGAAGCUCGCGGUCCAGCAAGGAUCAGACCCUGAUGCCCAGCCCUGCAUCGUUGGUGGGAGGAGAGGCGCUGGCUGUUCCACAAAGCUGCCACACCCCUAAGAGUGGGUAAGCGGACUUGUGUGACUCAGAGGUUAGAUGGGUAAAAGGUAAAGGUAAAGGGACCCCUGACCAUUAGGUCCAGUCGUGGCCGACUCUGGGGUUGCGGCGCUCAUCUCGCUUUAUUGGCUGAGGGAGCCGGCAUACAGCUUCCGGGUCAUGUGGCCAGCAUGACUAAGCCACUUCUGGCGAACCAGAGCAGCGCAUGGAAACGCCGUUUACCUUCCCGCCGGAGUGGUACCUAUUUAUCUACUUGCACUUUGACGUGCUUUCGAACUGCUAGAUUGGCAGGAGCAGGGACCGAGCAACAGGAGCUCACCCCAUCACGGGGAUCCGAACCGCCGACCUUCUGAUCAGCAAGUCCUAGGCUCUGUGAUCGCUGCAGCUGUCUGCCUCAGUUUCCAAUUCAUAAACUGAAAGCAUCACUUAUCUACCUCCCAGGGUUACUUGAGACGAUGAGUUAGGAAAGGUUGUUUUGUGUAUUGAGCUGCAGGCAAAAGUAUGGUUUCAUGACCUUCUCAUUUCCCCUCCCUACAGUGCAAAAAGCCAUACACAUUGCAGAAGACAGACAUAUCCUGGAAAGGGAGAGAGCAAUUCUUAGAGAUUUCUCUAUUUGAAAUAUGACUUUUUACUUAUGUUUCUUUCUCCCUAAUUUUUCUUUUCUUUUCUUUUCUUUUUUGGUACUGUUCACACAUAUGGGUUUUUUGAGUGCAGUAUGAGCGCCACAACCCCAGAGUCGUUCGCGACUGGACUUAACUGUCAGGGGUCCCUUUACCUUUUAAUGAUACUUUGCCACAAGUGUAUCAGUUGCCAGCUAGCUACUGUAUACACAAGUCCUAAUUUAUUUGGCUGCAAUUGUGUAUCAGUGAAUGACCCAUCUAGGAGGGAGCAAUAUCUCAGUGGAAACAGUUCCGGUUCUUCUCAUGGAUUUUUUUUCCCUUUCAAAGACAAAACUUCAGUGCAAAAAAAGACACUGCCUACCUGAACUAAUAGAGCUUGCAAUAUAAAAAUCUCACAGCUGAGUAAUUUUGAUUCCCACCCAACUAGAGGUAAAAGAAUCCAUGUAAACCUAUUCAUUUUGGUCUUUCCUCAGACACUGGAGAGCUCACUAAUCAAGUAGCUGCUUCUGAAAGCACAAAUAUUUAAGUAGGAUUAAAUCUAAUCUUCUUAACAGGAGAAAAAUACUGAAAGGAGAGAAACCAUAAGCUGAGCACUGUGCACAGCCAAGGGAGACAGAAAGGCAAUCAUUCUUUUUUACUGAAAAGAGACCUUAGCAUUUUUCGUUCUCCUUUUUUGAGCAACCCCUGUCCUAGUGUUCCAGAUGAUUAAGGGGCAAAUAUUACGGUCUUCUCGCAGAUUUGCACCUCCUCAGAAAGCACACAGUACUAUGGUGGUGAGCCUCCCUUUUGAACUUUUAAGCAAAGUUCUGAAGCCCCUUUUCUUUCACAUGGUUUUAAACUUUGAUUGAUUUUUUUGUUUGUUUCCACCAUGCUGUUUAUGUUUUGGUUCCAUUUAAAAGCUCUUGGCUGUAUUGUAUUUCAUUUUAUUUUUUUACCGCAAAACACUCUGAGCGCCGAACAGUGGGGUAUAAUUGCUUUCACAAGUAACACAACAAAAUCUCCUUACUGCUAAGCUGUCAGAAGGAUUGUUUCUAGCUGUCCUUUUACCUGAAAUGAAACUCUAUACAUAUUCUGGUAAAGCACAUGUAACUGUAUAAGAAUUGUUAUACUGCUAAAAAUUGUGGGAUGUGCCCAGAGGCAGGAAAGGAAGAAAAAAACACACCCACCCUGUGUUUUGAUGAUGCUGUUACUGUUAAGAUGGCAGACUACAGGGCUGUAUGCAGCUAAUUCAGGAAUCCCCAAACUCGGCUCCCCAGCUGUUUUGGAACUACAAUUCCCAUCAUCCCUGACCACUGGUCCUGUUAGCUAGGGAUGAUGGGAGCUGUAGUCCCAAAACAGCUGGUGGGCCGAGUUUGGGGGUGCCUGAGCUACUGUGUCCCAUCUGUGCAAUUUUUUUUCCUGUUUAUGUACCAGGACUUUACUCCCACUCCUCCCACUCCCCACAUUUGCUCCAGAGGGUUGGAAGAACCCUUGGAACAGAUUUAGGAUGCACAGGGGAGGAGAGGGAGCGAACAUUUUGCUGCGCAAGCAGAAAUCUUUGUGCGGAGAGAACAUUCACAUAGCGCUAUCCUGGAUACAACUCAACUGUCCUUUACAAUAAAUGGUUUGAGUUAAUGAAUAAGAAUUACGGGAAGUCUGAGAAUAUUGCUGAGCCUGUCACAACAUUCAUAAAUGCUGAGAGCUGGUCCUAUACUAUGUGCCCUCUGCCUCUCGAAUCCUUUUGUCAGGUCGUAUCACCAGCCCCUCCUCUGUGUUUCUAGAUUGGCACUUGUAGAGAUGACAAGGAUUUCAAAAGGAAGCAUUUUAUAGGUUGGUGUAAUGUUGUGGCAGGAAGGUAAACGGCAUUUCUGUGGGCUCUGGUUUCCGUCAGUGUUCCAUUGUGCCAGAAGCAGUUUAGGCCUGCUGGCCACAUGACCUGGAAAACUGUCUGUGGAUGAACACCGGCUCCCUUGGCCUGAAAGCGAGAUGAGCGCUGCAACCCCAUAGUCGCCUUUGACUGGACUUAACCGUCCAGGGAUCCUUUACCUUUUACCUUACAUCAACAUAACUCCCUGUUGUACUUCCCCCUUCUUUGGACAAUGCAAAUAAAUGGGUCUCACAAUGGGGUGAGCACAGAAGCCUUGGCGGUUGCAGAGCAUAAAGUGAGUAGAGUCUCCUCACUCAGAAAAAGACCCCUGACAAUUAGGGUGGCCUUAUGCCCUACUUUAAAGAGAACGGUCCUCUAUUUUGAGGGCUGUCAGGUCAUAGAAAGGGAGAGCUUUGAGGAGCAAUUGGCAGCUGUGGGUCAGCAGACUGAACGAGUGACCCGAGUCACGCGGUGCCUUCCCCAGUAUCGUGGGAAGCAUGCACUUCUAUUUAAACUAUAUCAAUUAUUUCUGAAUUUGUGCCUCUACAUAAAAUUUACCGCAUGCCAAUUGGUGUUCUCUUUGGUAACGCAAAUCUCCUUUCUCAGCAAUGGGUAAUUGGCCAUGCUACUGUCAGAGGGGAUGGAUUCUGUGUUUGCUCCAGUUCGCUUCAGUCAGUUGACCUACUGAAGAUUAAAACUCCAUUUGUCUCAAGGAAAUUCACAUUUGCAGAGUGCUCGUUCUUUUCACGGGCAGCCGCUUGUUCCCUGUGUUGCCGUAGGUCUUGUUCUUUCAGAGCAAAUAGUAUAAAGUUGGUUUCUGACAGCAGGAGGAUAUCAACCUAUGCAUUAAAGACACACACAAUCUUACAUUUCUUUUCUUUUCUUCUAGAACAUCCAUACAAAUAAGUUUACUAUAGAUCGCCACAGUGGUGUCCUUCGCAUCAAAACCGGGAUCACUCUUGACUAUGAAAAAUCCAGAACUUAUUUUGUUACUGUGGUGGCAAAGGUAUUUAUAUAUUCUCCUGAUCAUACUUUUCCAGCUGUGGGGAAAACUGUACAAGGGCAAGGAAAAGGACCCUUGCAGGUGAUAGAAAUGAUGUGAGAUCUAACAGGCCCGAAAUAGCUUGUGACAUCUAAUAUUUUCUCAACACUGGAUCUACAGUACUUCUGCCAGUCAAUCAAAGCAAUCCUCGAGAAGUCUUGCUAUGAUUUCUCCUGGGGUUUACAGUGAAGGACAUGGCCUGAGUAUCUUUCCGUAUUCUUGCCGUGCAAAGUUCUGGAGAAAUGGUUUAUGGCAGCCAAACAUAUCCAGCUUUACCAUAACAGAGUGAGUGGUAUCCUGCAGAGUCUGUGGGUGCAAGAUAUCUGUGCACAUUUUGAAAGAGAUGGUGAUGAUUGGGCAGGGGUGGACAAUUUCUCAUCUUGAGAAUGUAUGGACCUCCCUUAUUACAGAGCCAGGCCAAUGGCCCAUUUAGCCCAGACAGGUCCACUUUGUCAUUUGAAGGGAGACUGCAAUGGAAAAGUGCUGAAUUAAAAUACACCAAGAGCCUUGGUGUUAUCACUUGUGGACAGAACCAAAAUAUGUGUUAAUUCGCUUGCCAAUGCCAGGGUGUCUAUACCAGGGGUCAGCAACCUUUUUCAGCCGUGGGCUGGUCCACCGUUCCUCAGACCAUAUGGUGGGCCAGUCUAUAUAUAUAUAUAUAUAUAUAUAUAUAGGGGGGGGUGAACAAAUUCCUAUGCCCCACAAAUAACUCAGAGACGCAUUUUAAAUAAAACGACACAUUCUACUCAUGUAAAUACAAGCUGAUUCCCAGACCGUCCGUGGGCCAGACUGAGAAGGUGAUUGGGCCACAUCCGGCCCCCGGGCCUUAGGUUGCCUACCCCUGGUCUAUACUGUCAACAUUAAAAAUUACCACUGCCGUAUAUAUAAUUAUUGCUGUCUGUACUUUUCUGUAUCUUAUUUUUCUCUGACUGCACUUCUAAAUGCACACACCAACCAUAUUCCUGAAACUUAGCCUAAUGCUAAUAUAGACCAUGAAAACCUAUGUCGUAUUAUUUUCUUUUAUUUUUGAAAUCACUUUUAUUUAGUUUUACAAAUACAAAACCCAGAUAUAUAUCCAUAUAGAGAGAUUCCUUCGAAUCUCAGGACUUCCCCCCGCCCCCUUCACGGGGUCCCAUUUUGAACAUUUACAACUGCAUAUUCUUCCAUACUCUAAUUUUUAUAUCAACCCAUUUUGUCCAUUGUAAUUGUUACACUACAAGUGAAAUAAAAAUCCUGCCAAUGUUUCCAUCUGCUUACAGUGGUCUCCUAAAUAACUUAUAAUUUUUUCCUGUUCUUUUAUAAAGUUUUUGUCCUCUUGGUUUCUGAGUUUUCCAGUCAAGUUUUGCUAUUUUGGCAUAGUCCAUCAGCUUGCUUUGCCAUUCUUUUCUCAUAGGGACCUUGCCUUUUUUCCAUCUCUGAAAAGUUAUGUCAUACUAAUUGUGUAUUUAUGGUAUCACAAGCCCAUAUAUAGUACCAUUAUAUAUGUUUCAGUUAUCCCACAUAAGCUGGAAAUAUUAAGCGUUGUAACCAGCAGGUCUCUUUGUUGCAUUGCAAUCCUGUUGUGUAGUCAGGUGUGAUCCAUUGUUGUGGUUGCCCAUUUUUAACUUCAAGUCCAAUAAGAGCGGGUGAGGAGGAGCACUACUAUGGAUCUGGCCUCCUGGCAGUAGUGUUUCUGCUGUGUACUGGGAUGGCCGGCUUUGGCCUGGGCGGGCAGGAUAUAAAUAUUAUUAUUAUUAUUAUUAUUAGUCAGCAGCAUAGUUGGACGGUUCAAGUGCAUCAGUUAAGCCAAUCUGCUGGUCUUGCCUAUAUGGCCCAAACUUGCUACCUAUCCUUGCUGUUCUGGGAUAGCUCAGUCAGGAGAGUACAAGACUCUUUAAUCUCAGGGUUGUGGAUUCGAGCCCCAUGUUGAGCAAAAGAUUCAUGCAUUGCAGAGGGUCGGACAAGACGAUCCUCGUGGUCCCUUCCAACUCUAUGAUUUUCUGUGGCAAUGUUACCACCGCUGGGAGGCCAUAUCUACAACAGCAACCUUCCUCACCAUACACUCCUGUUUACUUUAAAAAAUAUUUGUGAACAAUAAACCUACCCUGCACAUCUCAGUAUGAAGGCUGGGUUAGACUCCUGUUCCCUGACAUCCUACUUUUCUGGGUUCAGGAAGUUUUAUACAUGAGAGAGAGCAUUCAGUCAAAAGGUUCCUCCACCUUCAUUCUGAACUUGGACAAUCCAAGAUGGACUGUUAUCUCAUUAUAUUUCUGAAUACCAUUUACAAGCUUUUAGACAUCAAUCUGUGUGGUGUGGAGGAGGAGGAGGAAAUGAAAUUGGGGUGUGUGGGGAGAAGAGAGUAAUAAUUAACUGAAAACAGAUUUGUGCAGAUCUGUGACUCCUUUGUACAAAUGCUUUGUACAUUCCAGUGUACAGGCCAAUUCCCCUGGCCCAAGAAAGGGUGGAAUGGACAUAGUGACUAUAUGAGCUAAAGGUUUCGGGGCAUAAUCUGGUUGUUUGUGUAGAUGAUCUCUAAAGUUCAAAGCCCUGCUCAGCCAUGAUGAUCACUGGGUGUUGAAAGGCUCCUCCUGGCUACAUAUGUCAAAUUGACUCUUUAAUUGCCUAUGUUGUGCCUGCAGCUCCAGCAGGAGUCAAUUCUCUCAUAGUCCAUAGAGGCUGUUUGCACUUUGAUUAUACCAUCACAAGGGAGUCUCUAAGGGACUCCAGUCCUCUGAUUUUUCCUUCAGAAAUAAUGUUGCCAAGAUCAGUGGGGUCUUACCAUCAUGUCAAGGCCUGUAUUUAAGGAUUCUGGGUAAAUUCAGCCUCUGGUACCCUAUAGGAGAGCGGAAUUUUCCGACUUAGCUACCCUUUGACCAGUUGAAGCUCAAAUCUGCAAACCUUUCAAAGAAAAGCAAACAAAGCAUAUGUGAUGGAUUUACCUCGGCUGAGGAACAAACAAGAGCAAUUAAAAAUAAAGCAAAAUUGAGAAAUGGGUAGAAGCAUUUUGUAUACUGCUGGAUUCAUAUUCCAAAUGAGUCAUUGAGAUAUUGCAAAUGGGUUGUUGGCAACAAGUGUUUGUUCUUUGCUUAUUGUAUAUUCUGCAGAGAGGAUAAAUUCAGAUGAAUUGGGGGCGAUACUGGCUGGUAAUUUGAUACCACUGAUAUUGUGCUGACACAGCGAAAGACUUGCAUCCAUGAGGAGCACUGCAAUAAAUCCUUGGUCCAGUGACAGUAACCGUUGUCACCUUGGGUGUGGUCCCCGGGGAAAAGCCUCUCUCCUUAGAAUCCUGGGGAUGUAGAAUCUUGGACACUUAAGGUCAGGCCUCCUCAGAAGUAGUUAACAGAAGAAAAGCUGAAAAUGAGGGGGGAACUUCCUAUGGUUCAGGAAAUGAGCCCCAUCUAUCUGUGCCAGAUCAGAUAUUUCCUAUUUUCAUCAGUUCUGGUGUACGCAUAAUUUUCAACAUGUCCAGUUAGUCUAUUCUACCAGGAGCAGAGCAAUUGUCAGGCUUCGGGGACCCUUUUGCCGUAGAUAAGCAGGCCAAAGUGAAAAGAGUUGCUUACCAUUUAAAGAGUCUUUAAUGAUCACAGCAAAAGACCAACACAGCUAUUCUUGAAAUGAUGGUGUUUCCAAUUAAGGUUUCCACCCACUUCCCCCCUCGUCAUUUCUGCGCCUUGCAACCUGAUCUUGCAACCAUUGUGCCUUUUGUGCAGCCACCUUAUCUCCUCUACGUGUCCUUGGACUGAUAGGCUGGACAGUCUCCGGUGUGAGAGAGUCUGUUAGCUCUAUCUCUUCCUGUUCUACUUCACUUUGCUGUUCAACCCCCAGUUCAUCCCAACUUUUGUCUUCAGAACUAUGCCCUUCUGCAAACCAUUGUUCCAAAUCUAUACUGUCCUCCUGCUCCUGGGUAGCUUCAGGAUCCAAAGGGAGGGGGAGGCUCCCACCAUUCCUCAUCAGAGCUGUACUUCUCAGCCUGGUCUCUCACUCCAAAUGAGUGGAGCACAUUUUGUGUGUGUGAAAUGCAAAGGGAUCCUAAGAUCUUGGAACUGUUUUACAUCCUAGGAUGGCGGCGGCAAGCUCCGUGGCAACAACAAGGUGUUCUCAGCCACAACCACUGUCACAAUCAAUGUGGAAGAUGUUCAGGACACACCUCCGAUGUUUGUCGGCACUCCCUACUAUGGAUAUGUCUAUGAGGACACUCUGGCCGUGAGUACCGCAAGAAUCAUUUCUUGUGCACCCUGCCAAAAUGAUGUAGCUUCUGCAACAAAUAACUGGAGGGGGGAGGAUGCAAAGUGCACAUGUGCAAGGGGAUUGCUGAUUUCCUUUCUGACAGUGAGUGCUCCCCACAAAAUGUCCAAGGUCCCUGGACCUUAAGGGGUCACUUUUCAGGUGAGUUGUCAGAAACUGGGCAGAGGAGGAAUGGUGGAGACUGCCUCCCCAGCCUGACCCUUUGAGAGGAGAAGAAGAUAGUUCAGAAUUACAUCAGGGGUUUGAGGGAGGUCACAGCUCAGAGGCAGAUGAGGGGGGAAGCUGGGAAAUAAUGGGAGAGGAGGAGGAAGAAGCACCAGAGGGGGGACAGCUGACAGACACAGUGUCUUUAGAAAGCAUUCCAGAACCCCCCUCUCCCAGAACCCGGCAAGCAUUGAAAGUAUGAGAGCAAAGAGCUCAAAGGCAAACCACUUUUCAGCACCUGUGGCGAGGAUGCAAGAGGAAGUGGGAGAGGUGGAGGGGGUGGAGACUCACUCAGAGCAAUGCCAUUAUUCUGAGAGGCUGCAUUCCAAGCCUCUCUCUGUGAAUAUUGAAUAAAAAGCAGAUGGUGAGGACUUUUCCUUGUCUUGUCCAUUCCUGGCAACCUGCUGUGGGUUCGGGUCCUCUGAUGCCUGACAGGAGUGUGGGCAGCUCCUGCUUCAAGAGGAGGCUGAAAUAUCCUUUCACCCCACUUUACGUGGAGUGGAUUAUAUGUGCACCUUUGGAUUACGCUUGAUGCUCAGAAUUAAUCAAUUAAAAUCAGAUCAUAUUGAAACUGCAUCAAGUUUCCCAAGUGUUUUUGGAAAGACGGUAGGCGGAAAGGAGAUGAACAAAGAGAGAGUUGAAGCAGACUGGGGAAAAACACGUACCAUAAAUGGCUUAGCAGAAGUAUUGCUUAGACAAGCCAUGUUCUUACAGAAUUAAUUUAUGAUGCUCAGAUAUAAUGGAGGGUUGUAGCAGGAUUAUACGCACACGUUGUCCCCAGCUAUUUGACUUUGCCAAAUGGCAAGGCCAAGCCUGCUUAAUGUCCAAAUUGAACUUACGUAGUACAUCCACUUGCAUUUUCAACCUCGGCAGAAAUCUAAGUUCAACCUGCAGGAGCUUAUAAGGUUUGGUUAAUCCUGGUUUAGCUUGUGCAAGUGGAUAUAAAAUUCUCCAGAGCUGAAGCGAGCUCAUAGUUUAGCUCUGUGGUGCUGCAACUUGCUGUUCAAAGCAUGUUUAUGGAGGCUUCUGCCUCCACAAUCUGCAGUUAUUUCUGUAGACACUGGUACUAUAUAUCAGUGCCCAUAUUGUUGUAGCCUGCCCAGUUAGAGGGCAGGAGAGAAUGAUUUUGAGGAAUAUUGGAGGUGUUUUUCGUGCACUUCAUAAUCCUUGGCAAUAAGAGGUGCUAUAAAGCUGUGAAACAUAAUAAUUUACUUUGUGCUGCUAUUAACCAAUGAUCUGGAAAUGCCUAUAAUUAUUAAAUACGCUGAGUUGUGUGUGGUUUUUUAUGGAGCUUACAGAGGAAAUCAGGGAUAAUUAAGCAUUAAUCACCUCCACUGUGAGCCCCAUAACCAAAAAUAUUAUCAUAUUAUAAUGAUGGAAAAACUCACCUCUUUCCCUGCUUAGUAUGUCAGAAACUCCACAUAGUAAAAUGCUCUUUCCAGGUUUACUAUUAUUUACAGAUCCAGGUGUUGCCCAUUAAACUUGCAAAGGGAGUGGAUUUUCAGGUCGAACGUUCUUUUCUCUUUUUUUAGCAUAUAGCUUUCUUAGCUAUUGAAGAGGAUUUCUUCCUAAAGCACUUUUCAAAGCUCUGCAAUUCCGCCCCCCUCCCCAAAGCUUUCUAAAUAAUUGCAGAAAGAUGUGUCUCACUCAUUAUAGUCCAAGGCAACUCUGAGAUGUGGUCAUCCCCUCCUAUCACUGAGCAAAAAGUUGCUGGUCCUUACUUCUUCCACCAGAGAUAUCGAAGCUCCUUGAUUUGUUUUCAGCUGCUUGAACUUGGUCUUGCCGCGUUCUCUGCUAAAAUACAUCAUAAAAAAAUAUAGAAAAGUUAUUCUCUGAGCAGAACUACAAAUACAGAACAGGACCUUUAGCUCCUCUCUCUUUAAUCAUUCACCAUAUCAUGCCGGUGAGCUUGUGUUUGGCAAGGCUGUUUGGAAGUAGAGUGCUCAGUUUAUAUUGUGUUGCCUGUCUACAUGGGGGAGAGCUGAUGCAUUAGGUUGGCUUGGAGUUAUAUUUUACAGCAGUUUUACCUCCCUGUGCUCCCUGUUUUCUUUCCCUCUUUCUCUCUCUCUCUCCAGGGUUCUGAGGUAAUAACGGUUGUUGCUAUUGAUGGGGACCGAGGGAAGCCUAAUGACAUUCAUUACCGUCUUAUGAAUGGUAGGUUUACUGGGUUGGUUUGAAAUCCUAAAGGAAUACCUAAAGCCAUCGAACUCACUGUUUAGUUUCAUAUAUGCAAGGAAGCCUAUCAGAUAUAAAAGAACAGGUAUACUUAAUAUUGCUUUGAUUUGCUGUAAAGCUUAUUAUUGAUUGAUUGAUUGAUUGAUUGAUUGAUUGAUUGAAUUUAUAUACUGCCCUAUACCCGGAGGUCUCAGGCCAGUUCAAAGAACAAAAUCAAGAUAUAAAACCACAAAAUAUAUAAUCAAAAUAGAUAUUCACUCUCACUGUGUCUAAGAAGGCACAAGGAGGUUCUAGGAGAGUCAAAAGCUUCUCCCAACAUGGUGCCCUUCAGACUACAAUGCCCUUCAGCCCAAUGGUCAGGGAUAAUACGAGUUGUACACAUCGGAAAUGGGCAUAUUGGCCUCUCUGGGACUCAGCUAUAAAACUGCAAAUGAAACAUUUAAAAUGUGUUGUAAAAUGCAAUAUACAAAUGCGACUCUAGAUGGCGACAGUAAGCUAUGCCAAAUCCGAUGUAUUUUUCAAAACUUUUUUUGGGGGGGUAAGCAUUUUCACAGCGUUUUGGUUUUUUUAUGUGUGUGUAGAUUCCACCCACGUCUGCCUGUAUGUUGGCAGGCCUGUUUCUCCUCUUUUAAUUUGGUUAUCCUCUUUGCAUUUGGUUAUGAGGAUUGUGAUGAUGAGUGAACCAAUUUUAAACCACUGGGCAGGAUUGCCGGUUGGCCAAGACUGUUGCAGGGAUGAUGCUUGAGAGCCGAGGGCCAGUUUGUGACAGAUCAUGGGGAGUACAAUUGUAUGAGAUAAGAUCUGGGUCUAGCAGUUCUUAGUGGAGACAGAAAGCAGUACAAUGCCAGUGGAGCUCUGAUGUCACAGUGGAGCUCAGAUAGACACGGGGUGACAGGAGCAAGGUUUUCCUUUUUUAUUUUUCAAUUUACAUUUUAUAUCGUCUUAAUGAAUUUUUUGUUAUACAGUCCCAAAUGACAAAGGUUUUCAGUCCAAAUGAACUAGCCUGCUUCCUUAACUCUGGCCCCUCCACACAGAGACUAUGUUUCUACUUUUACCCUGGACAGCCAAGCUAGACAUGAUAGAUUAAAUCCAUAUGACUGUCUUGAUUUUUGUUUUUAACUUAAAACUCUGUUAAUUCAAUCAGGGCAGUUUUGUUGGGAGGAGUUAGUCUAUUAUUUGAAGCUGCUAUUAGUGGUGGGGUUGCGGGGGGGGGGGGGAGCCAAGUACAGCAUGGCAUUAUCUGCAGAAUAUUUACCCUCAAACUAAGGAUUAUUUCACACGUAACUUCUAUCUUCAUAUUGGGAAAAGGACGCAUUUUGUAAUGUCAAGUACCUGGUGUGUGAAGGAUGAUGUUGACAGUGCCUUUUUUACCUGGAAUCCUCCUAACUGUACCUUUGGGAGAUAGCACAACCUGGCUAGCUCAGACUACAAGUGAUGGCAGCAGACUCUGUUAAUUUAAGUGCCUGCCGGCCCCAAUCACGUUAACAACAACAACAACAAUAAUUAAUUAAUUUAUACCCCGCCCAUCUGGCUGAGUUUCCCCAGCCACUCUGGGCAGCUCCCAAUCGAGUGUUAAAAACAAUACAGCAUUAAAUAUUAAAAACUUCCCCAAACAGGGCUGCCUUCAGAUGUCUUUUAAAAAUAAGAUAGCUGUUUAUUUCCUUGACAUCUGAUGGGUGUUCCACAGGGCGGGCACCACUACCGAGAAGGCCCUCUGCCUGGUUCCCUGUAGCUUUGCUUCUCGCAAUGAGGGAAGCGCCAGAAGGCCCUCGGCGCUGGAUCUCAGUGUCUGGGCUGAACGAUGGGGGUGGAGACGCUCCUUCAGGUAAACAGGACCGAGGCCUUAUAAAAAAGGCUGUAUAAAAGUGGAAGUUGUGGGAAAAGGGGGGGAAUGCAAGUGAGAAGAGAAGCAGGGGUGGAGGAAGGGGGUGCGGUGGGGGCAGACCACCCCAAGUGUCUUCACUGAGGGGGGUGACAUUUGGUGUGCCGCUCGUCCACGACUCCCAAGCCUACCCCGAGCUGUUGGGGGAAGGGGGGAGCUGUGUUGCUUUGCCAGCAGCAUUCCCCCCUCCCCCCUUCGUUUUGAGAGCCUUGGGAGUCCCGGGCAGGCGGCACACCGAAUGUCCGCCAUUGGUGGCUUGCUCCACCCUCGGCUACAGGGCACAUGUGCCACUCCAUGUACCCGAGCGGCUAUCCCGUGCCUGGGAGGGCAGCCUCCAAAUCCGUGCCCCCCUCGGGAGCGCACCCACCCUGGGCAGUGUGGGCAUAUGCUCUGCCACUGAAGAGCAGAACCUUCCUUCCUCACUUCCGCAGUUUAUCUCCUCACAGAUUGUCUCCCAGGUAUUGUUUUCUCCUCCCUGAAAGUCUUGCUUUCAGCUUUGGGGUCCAAACUGUGGGGGCCAGGGGAAGAGAGGUAUAGAACUGGAAUGGGAGAGUGCAGCUCCCUUCAUCUGCAUCCCAUUUUGCUCUUCAACCUCUCUCUCUCUCUCUCUCUCUCUCUCUCCGAAUUUAUAUGUGAUUGGGGCACACCCAGUUUCAAGGAAUAGGUUUUCUGCCGUUUGACUUUCAGUCGCUUUAUAAGAAUGACAUACGGGCACGCCUCAAUUCGUUCCAACAUUAAUUUGCGUUUUUAUCCGGUCUUUUCCAUUCCUCUGCAAUCAGUUAAUUUUGCACGUCUUAGGUUGCACUUCAUUAUCUGCCAAUGUGAAAAUACAGGGUGAGUCUUUUAAAAGAGGCCCUGUGGAACAUGUGUACUCUGUAUCCAUGGGGCCUCUUUUAAAGGACUCACCCUGUAUAUGCAUUUAAAUUGCUGUGGCUGUUUUUGCAUAGCACAAAACAGACACGCAUAUCAUGGCGAGUUAUUUAAACUACGAAUUACUUUCCUUACAUGUUGUAACAACAGAUGCAGGUUUUCUGCAUACUUGUUCUUCCACAAGCUUUUUGUACCAUCUCAGUCCCAUGUGAUGUUUCAUACCUGUUACCCAGUGGAAUUGUAGGAAGGUCUAUUAUUCUUAUUAAAGAAUAAAUAAUGCUAAACCAUUGAAAGGAAGUUUAUAUUUUAUAUGCUGGCAAAUCCUCCAGAAAACACAUGAUGGACCAUGCUCUGAAUUAUCUAUUUCUACAUAGCAAUUAGGCAGUGAAUAGCAUGAUAUAUGAUCACUUGAAACUCCUAUUGACUUCAUUUCCAUUGUAGUCAAGCUUUCCUUUUCUGCCCUAUGAAUCUUGAUAAUGGCCCUCCACAUAAGUCAAUUCGUGUUCAGUGUGAAGUCUAAUGCCUUCUAAUGAAGUCACAGUUAUUGCAGAUAUUAGCAAAAUGAGACAUUAUUGGACAGUUUUCAAAAUGAGCAUCAGUAUUAAAUUAGAGAAGGAAACAGAGAAGAAUAUUGAUUAUGUUUUCUUUAACUGGAUUUCCUACACUCCUAGUUUCAAACUAGGCUUGGCUAAGCUACAGAACGUGUUUCAUCCCCCGUAUGAAAAUUCUGAACACAUGCUGCACUCCUGUUGUACUGAACAUGUUGAACGCGCAUGCACCAGUCAGGGUCGUAUGCAUGCAGCUCUGGUCAGAAAACCAGAGGAUAGCACUGAUAAUUUUUUUGUCAGGUCUGUAGGGUAGGGGAACAGGGAACAGGGGCACUCAAUCUCCCUAUGGCAGUGCCCCAGAUGUUGCACUGCUUGAGAGUAGACCUGAGUCAGUGAGAUCUAAGGCCUGGGGUGAGAUUUCUGAGGGACAGGAGCUCAUGCUCUACUGUGGGUUCCCUAGUUUAUCUGUGCUAGGACAUGGGUGGUGCUGUGGUCUAAACCACUGAGCCUCUUGAGCUUGCCGAUCAGAAGGUCGGCAGUUCGAAUCCGCAUGCCGGGGUGAGCUCCUGUUGCUCUGUCCCAGCUCCUGCCAACUUAGCAGUUCGAAAGCACGCCAGUGCAAGUAGAUAAAUAGGAACUGCUGCAGUGGGAAGGUAAACAGUGUUUCUGUGUGCUCUGGUUUCUGUCACACCAGAAGUGGUUUAGUCAUGCAGGCCACAUGACCCGGAAAGCUGUCUGUGGACAAACACCUGCUCCCUCAGCCUGAAAGCGAGAUGAGUGCUGCAACCCCAUAGUCACCUUUGAUUGAACGUAACCGUCUAGGGGUCCUUUGCCUUACCUUUUACCUUUAUCUGCGCUAUGAAUAGGAGAGCAAACUGUAUGGAUGUCAUUUUGGAGAAUGCACUCAGAGAUUGCUGCCAGCCACCUUCAGUGAUGCUCUGGUGAAGGGAUUGAGCUUGAAGUGAAGGUACAUGUUUGCUUUUCGACUGCCUGGCCUUCACAACUCUAUCUCUCCCUUACAGUAUCCUGUUGCUAGGAUCAGAGGGUCAGAAAAUAUUCAAGCUGAGCUGAGGUUGCUGUCAGUGCCCAGGCAUGCACAAAGGCAUGCAUUGUGCCAGCACAUACAUGCACAUUGACAGCAAUGUAUGCUCAACUGCAACAAUUUCUGGCUGCACAUGGACCUGGGAUAGCUCAGUCGCUAGAGCAUGAGACUCUUAAGCUCCAUGUCAUGGGUUCGAGCCCUAUGUUGGGCAAAUGAUUCCUGCAUUGCAGGGGGUUGGACUAGAUAACCCUUGGACUCCCUUUCAACUCUACCAUCCUAUGAUUCCAUGCAGUGCUAUUUUUCUAGAAAAAGAGGUGCCAGAACUCACCACGAACACCACCUUUGUUCUAUUUUCAUGGCAAUGGCGCCCACCAGAGAGGUGCCGGAACUGAGUUCUGGCAAGUUCUGGCUGAAAACAAAUUCCUGAUUCUAUGAUUCUAGCAGCUGGCCAAGCGUAUAAUAUUUUGAUUGGACCAGUAAACUUAGUAGUAGCUUGGAAUCCUACCUGGUGCUGAACUUUGUCAGAAAUCUCAUGCAUGCCGUUCCUGUGUGUGCAUGAUUCCUUAUCUUUGUGGAAGCUUAACUCUGUGUGCAUAUGUCACUAGCUAGAUUUCAACCAAUUAUGGUAUGAGAGGUAAAAAUUGUAGUUGUUUAGAGAGAUGAUUGGAAGAGAGACUUCUUUUAUCCUACCCAUACUUCCAUGUAUGGCAGAAAUGGGGUUCUGUGUAACUGAGGACUAGACUCAAUAUUUUCUCUAGCACCUUCCUUUUUCUAUUUGGCUGUGAAGAAAAAAGAUGGUCACUCUUUCUCUAGGUCUGCAAAAUAUUCUGAUUUAUGUAUGUAUACAUCACCAAUAUUUAUUUGCCCCUUUUUGGCCACAUACAACUCAGCAAGCCAAUCCACAUUGGUCUGGUGCUGGUUCUAGAUUGGGUGAAUCAUGAGCAGCCCAGUUCUAGAAGACUAACUAGAUCUAAAAAUCAAGAAUUUAACACUUACAGCUGCCUCAAGUAGUCAUCAGGAAAAAACCCAAGCCUCUUGCAUGCCUCAUAUCUUUUCAUAUUUUUUAGAUUACUUGGAAGUGGAAUGUUUAACACAUAAGAUUCAAGGACUUGGGUUUGUCGCUUCCAUUGCCGUUGUUGUUGUUGAGCACUGAAUGCCCGAGAUACAAGGAACUGAGUUUGUGGUUGAGGCUGUUGUGUGUUUUUCAGAAACAUGUGCAGGAAAAGGAAUCUGUGAAAGUUAAACUUCUCACCUAAUUGAGCUUUGUGAGAGGUGUUUGCACUGUUGGAGGAUAUAAUUAUGCCCUGCAAAGAAAAGUGUUCUUUUUCAGCUUUUGCUUAUGUUUUGCAUACCCGAGCAAUACGGCAUUCAAAGAUAGAUACUGAACAUUUAAAGGGAAAAAUCUCUCACACAGAGAGAGCGCACCUUCUUCCAGAUCCUGUCUGGAGCACAUAUGCUUAUUCCUCACUGGUUCCACUCCCUUGUGACAUGAUCCAUUUCCACAUUGGUGGAGCCAACCACACAUGGAGGGAUUGGCGCAGGAAUGCAUGCAAGUAACCUGUACUAAAAAGGGAGGGUAACGUGGAACUGACUAUGGGAAUCUUGCACAGGCUUCUCAUUCCCAGCAAUGGCCCAUCAUGUGUGUUCAUGAAGGACAAAGAAAAGUACCAGGUUCUACUAAGCCCUAUGCUAACCCCUCUGUGCACAGAUGGCUCCACCAGCAAAAGGAUGGAUAAUUCUUCUUUCUUCUUCUUUGGCGAUCAUUCGUAGCCGAGUAAGAUUGUCUUCCAUGAACACUGUCUUAAAAGUGAGUCCGUAAGUGACUGUGGAGGCCAAUUCUGGAUCCAUACGUCCUUCCACAGUUGGGACAUAGGUUUCCAGGUGGGAGUUGAUCAUGGUGACGGUUUGCCAAACGUGUCUUCCUCUUAGCACAUUUCUCCCUUUCGUCCUGAGCUUGAGCGUCUUCAAAGUCCAUGACACCUUUGGAAAAGGCUGUUCUCCAACUGGAGUGCUCGUAGGCCGAUGUUUCCCAAUUGUCGGUGCUUAUUCUACAUUUUUUUAGAUUUGUCUUGAGAGAGUCUUUAAACCUCUUUUGUUGACCACCACCCUUACGCUUUCCAUUUUUAAGUUUGGAAUAGAAUAGUCACUUUGGAAGACGAUAAUUCAGCAUUCGAACAACAUGACCAGUCCAAGAAAGUUGAUGUUUGAAGAAUCGUUGCUUCCACACUGGUGGUCUUUGCUUCUUCCAAUACACUGGCAUUAGUAUGCCUUUCUUCCCAAGUGAUGUGUUGAUUUUUUUGUAACUCCUUGCUAUUUUGCAUUUCUGUGCUGUCACUUCAAACAGCAGAACCAUUUUGACUCACUGACCACCCUUUUUAGUAAACAAACUUGUUAAAUUUGUUUAUAUUGGCAUUUGUUGGUGGUUGGUAAUUCCCCCAGUAAGCAAGACAAGAUUGGUAUUUUAAAAGUAAUGGUGUCCAUUGCAAUAGCCUCUGUGGUAUACAAUCGACUCCAGAUAAGAUCCCCAAAGCGAUAUUUCCAUGAACAUGCAUCAGUAAGAUACAGGUUCAUAUGUACCUGUGUAUUUGCACAAGUAGGGUGUAAUCUACACACAUAUAAAAAACGCUGUGAAAAUGCUUUUUAAAAGUUUUGAAAAAUACAUUCAAUUUGGCACAGCUCACUGUCGCCAUCUAGUGUCACAUUUGUAUAUUGCACUUUACAACACAUUUAAAACAUUUCAUUUGCAGCUGUGUAGAUGAGUCCUGGGUCUCUUAAACAGCAGGUCACAUGUUCAGCAUGGUUGGGAAGCUAUUUUCAAUUAAUAUAACUUCCCAGUACUCCGGGUAUGGCCAGUAGUUGCUCUGCACAACUAGUUACCUCUGACUGCAACUGGAUUUAAGUGGAUUCUUUUUGAGGGGGCUGGAAAAUUUGACAGGUAUAUUUCUGUUUUGUAACAGGAAGUGAAGGCUCGUUUGAAAUAAAUAACGCAACUGGAGCCAUUUCUGUUAUUAAAAGCCCAAAUCAGCUGAAGAAAGAAGUAUAUGAACUGAAAAUUCAGGUAUUUGUCUUACUCUCCUGCUAUAAAUGUUUCCUCUUACCACUUCUGAUGGAUCUGCAGUGUGCAGAAUUUCAACUAAUGCAAAUGUAGUGCCCUCUUUACAUAGGAGAAUUGAUGCAUAUUGCUGCUUUCUGCUAUGAUACCAUUUAAAAAAAAACAAUUUUCUCUGUCAACGCCAACUCUACCCAAAGGGUAUGGUGUGUUAAAGAGAAAAGAACUGGAUUCUUUAACUAGGUAACCAGACAGGUAUGCAUUAUUCAAGUUAUGCAAAUUUGUUCACAUAUGUACUAUGUAUUAUGGCUAAACCAUAGGUUAAGCUGUCAGAUUUUUACCAGAGACUGUGAGGCAAGGGACUAAGCCAAGAGUCAGGGAGGAAUGCACAGAAACAUACCAGAACUAGGAAGUCCUUGUUGGUCAGGAAGCCUUUUGGAGUUCUUUCUGUCCAGGAGGACCAAAUGGUCAGAGUAGGUCUGAACUCGAGAAAUAUUUCAUUGUCAGCAAUGUGUUCUAAUAUAUAGGGCAACUGCAUACAGAGCUGACAGUUCCUCAUUCUAGCUGAGUAUGCUUAACACUGUGCAAGGCUGGGGCUGUGGGAAGUCAAAUCUGGACCUUCCACCUCUGGUCAGCCCUGAGGCCAAUGGUGAAGAGCUGACGUCGCUGAAGUCUCAAAUGAAACCAGCAAGAUACUGAUAUGAUCAAACUCUAGAAUUGCAUGAUGGAUGAAGCAUCGUAAGCAGGAGGGAAAGCCCAUGCAAAUCCAUUUCUUAUUCACUACAGGCUUCCGAAAUCAGCCCGGAGGGUGAGGCGACUGCUCACGCCUUUGCCACGGCAACCAUACGAGUUGUGGACCUCAACAACCACCCGCCGACGUUCUAUGGAGAAAACGGGCCUCAGAACCGAUUUGAGCUCACAAUGUACGAGCAUCCGCCGGAGGGCGAGAUUCUGAGAGGCCUCAAAAUUACCGUCAAUGAUUCAGAUCAGGCCAGUGUGGUGUUUUUGUUUUGUUUUGUUUUGUUUAUCUCUCCUUUCUUGCCUCUCUCUUAUACCUCCAUUCUGGGCCAGCCCAAGACAUUUUUGCACUUGAGGUGAACCACAAAAUGCUUCCUCCCUGCCAGGGAAGAUCAGGGGGCAGGGGGGAUAAAGAUCUACACCAGGAUCUGCUGCCCCUGUGGAUCCUACCACCUGAGGCAGUUGCCUCAUCUUGCCUCAUGGGUGGGCUGACCUUGAUUCCAUAAACCUUUUGUUUUAAGUAUCACAGCACUGAAAACCAGGUGAUGGUGACAGCCAACAAUCCAUUGUCUUCUUGUCCUGCUUGAUUUCCAGGGGCAUAUGACAUUUGUGUCCUUGAAACAAAAUGCUGUUAAUGGAUGAAUAUUUUGUUUGAUUCAGCAAGCCUUGUCCUCUUAGUUUGACUGGGUCAUGCCCUUUCUUUAUUGCAUUAUUGCUGAUUUAUUUAAUCAGCCAAUGGAGAUAAUAUUCCGUGCUUCCCCACUUAGUUUUUAGUUUUUAUUUUAAAAAAUAGUAAUUCUGGUCCCGGUCUUUCUGGAGCAUUGUUAAAGCUACUCUACUAGAGCCUUAUUUUGGAAAAUAAGCACUCUACCCCAUAUGCAGUGAGCGCUGCAUUCUUUAACUAGAAGAAUGGGAUUCCUUUAGGUUCAGUACAGUUUAUUUUAUGUGGAAACUGUGGCAAAUGUUGCUAAGGAAACCUCUGUAAUAGCUUCCACCUGAGCUAACUGGAGAGGAAAAGUUGAGGCCUGAAAGUUUAAUACCCAUGAAAGGACUGCAAUUAUUGAAAAGAAAAUCUAGUCCAUCAACAUGUAGCAUAUACUCAGUGUUGUGCUAACAUGGUUGCAUUCUGCUCUAUAUAAAAGUCAGCAGGUUCCCUGCCAGCCUGCUGCAAAGGGAUAAGUAACUACUUCUGAGGCAGCCAGCCUCGUAAUUGCUGCUUCUGCAGUUGCGGAAGGCAGCAAAAUUUAAAUUAACUGCUUACUAAUAUUAUGGAGCAAGCAGAGACCAGCCAAAAGUUGUCACGGCCUGUAUAUUUUGCACAGAUCUUUUGUUUGCCAUGUUCUACUCCCCUUCCAAUCACAAGGAAACCAAGCAAUUUUCUUUUGAGCUUCAAGAUUGCUUUUUAAUUUAUAUUUAUAUUUCCAGUCCCUAUCCGAAAUUGAUCUCUGGUUCCACCUGCACCUGUUUGUUUCUCACUGGAGCUGUCUUUGGGUGUUCAAGGGGAAGGUUUAGCAGCACUCACUGGUCCCAACCAGUGUGCAUUGUCUACUACAUAGGAGGACAUCAGGCUAGCCAAUAGGAUGCAUGGCAGACCAUAUAGUAGUAGCAGCAGUAUUAUUAUUAUUAUUAUUAUUAUUAUUAUUAUUAUUACCCUGCCAGUCUGGCUGAGUUUCCCCAGCCACUCUGGGUGGCUCUCAACAGAAUUAAAAGCACAAUAAAACAUCAAAUAUUAAAAACUUCCCUAAACAGGGCUGCCUUCAGAUGUCUUCUAAAAGUCAGAUAGUUGUUCAUUUCCUUGACAUCUGAAGGAAGGGUGUUCACAGGGUAGGCGCCACUACCAAGAAGGCCCUCUGCCUGGUUCCCUGUAGCUUCAAUUCUCAUAGUGAGAGAACCACCAGAAGGCCCUCGGAGCUGGACCUCAGUGUCUGGGUUGAAUAAUGGGGGUGGAGACGCUCCUUCAGGUAUACAGGACCAAGGCUGUUUAGGGCUUUAAAGGUCAGCACCAAUACUUUGAAUUGUGCUCAGAAACGUACUAGGAGCCAAUGUAGGUCUUUAAGGACUGGUGUUAUAUGGUCUCAGUGGCCACUCCCCGUCAACAGUCUAGCUGCCUCAUUCAGGAUUACUUGUAGUUUCCGGGUCACCUUCAAAGGUAGCCCCAUGUAGUAGUUCACGUGGGAGAUAACUAGAGCAUGCACCACUCUGGCGAGACAGUCUGCGGACAGGUAGGGUCUCAGCCUGCAUACCAGAUGGAGCUGGUAGACAGCUGCACCGAACACAGAAUCGACCUGCACCUCCAUGGACAGCUGUGAGUCCAAAAUGAUUCCCAGGCUGUGCACCUGGUCCUUCAGGGGCACAGAUACCCCAUUCAGGACCAGGGAGUCCCCCACAACUGCCUGCCCUCUGUCUCUCAGAAAGGUGUAGUGACUUAUUUCCAGAGCAGCAACCAUAUUAAUCUGGAAUAAUAAUAAAAAUACCUGUGCUACCAACCUAAGGCCACUCCCAGGACUUUCUUAGCAGAAGGAGGGAUGAUAUUCAAGCACGUCCCUGAUCAAAGUAUAUGGAGGUGUACCUUGUACCUAAAAUGACCCAUAUUUAGGUAAUCGGGUCAUUCUGAAUGUUCAGCAUCUCAGAGUCUACCUUCCAGAUUAUUCUCACACUUAGCCAACCUAAACUAGGUGCUCUUCCAGUGUGACUAGAGGAAUAAGCAAGCUCCCAAAUCUAUUUUUAUCAAAACCACCGACGUCUUGUGAGCCAAAGCUUGGGGAGAUUACUUCAGAAAGCCUCUUAGUUCUCUCUCAUCCAGUAGCUGCUGAAUUGAAGAUACUAAGCAGUCGUUCUUGCCCUCUCCUCUUAUUCUCUCCCCCACAUGUGGAAAAGGAAAUGCCGACUCUAUCCCCCAAUUUCUACAUGUUGUACAGGGUUCCAUGAUAACAGCAGAGUUCCUGGUUGUGAAUGCAGGACCUCCUCAUGUUCGCUUAUGCAAGCAUAUUUUCCAUUUACUGUGCAGAGAUGGAUAGCUGGCCAUUUAUGUCAAGGAUAAAACUACCAAUAUUGAUCCCACUACUCCCACAUUUAUUGCGGGAAGACUAGGAUUCUUUUUACACCUACACACACACGCAUGUGUCUCUUCUGUAAGGAAAUCAACAGUACUGGGUUAUAUGCUAUGAUACAUUUGUCAUUUAUUUUUUAAUGCCGGCUCUUUCUUCACAGGGGGCAAAUGCGAAAUUCAACCUCCGGCUUGUCGGGCCAGGCGGCAUUUUCCGCGUUGUCCCUCAGACUGUGCUGAAUGAAGCGCAGGUCACAAUCAUUGUAGAAAACUCAGCUGCCAUUGACUACGAAAAGUUCCAGGUCUUCACCUUCAAGGUAUUGUAACUUCUGCCUUCGUACUAACUUCAUUCCUGCAUUGCCGUUCCGAUCGUUCAUCAUGAGCUGGAGCACAAUCUUCUGAAGCGGGGAGUCUCUUGCCCUGGCUGACUCUCCCUCGGUAUUUUAGAACCCUGUUCUAAAAUGUGCAAGAAGCCUCUGUGGGUUUACAGCAGGCUUCCUCCUUCAGAAAAUUGCCCUCCAAUUCCUGAAGGAGGAUUGGAAUGGCGACCGGGGGGCGCGCGUGGGGGAAUCCUGCAUCCAAAAUACUACGCAAAGGGUUAAAGCUGCAGCAUAGAAUCUUGAGAUGUCAUAUAUACAGUGCUUUUUUUCCUGGGAGGACACAGGGGUACGCAUACCCCUAAACAUUCUGUGAAUCUUUGUCCUUUUGUCCAUUUACUGUAUUUAUUUCCCCCGAUUUGAAUUACAAAAUGGUGAUUUUCUUGAGUCAAAAUGAGAGUACCCCUAAACAUAUUUUUUAAGACAAAAACACUGCAUAUCAUAUAUAUACACUGAAAAACAAUAAACCGGGUGGUGAUGCAACGGCUACUUCAACAGACAAGAUAACAUCACCAAGGCAACUAUCUGUAAACAAACAAUAAACGCCCCCAAAAUAGUUUUUCAUGCCGCUAAAAUUAUAGAAGCCCUUCCGAAGUGUGUCCCUUGGCUCAUUUGCAAGAGCCACCUCAACCUACGCGAUUUGCAAGUAUCUUGCUGUCUUAUUUAUGACUUGUUUGACCUCUCUAUUUGCGGCAUACAGUGUUCUGGCUUGUGUCGGAGGGGGAGAGAGAGGUGAUGUGUGGAUAUUUCUGCCUCAUGGGAAAGGGCUGGAUUUGAUGACUGUGUGCUCCAUUUGAGCCCUGUCAAGGCCCUUGCCUGUUUAUUUCAUGGGGUGUUUCAUCCAAGAGGUGCACAUGGAACACAACCUAUAAUUAUUCCUGUUACAACUAUAAAAUUCUCAGAAGGUUAUAAAGCACUGCCCAAGUAUGCAAGGUAAGGAAAUUACAAAGCGUGGCCUCAUGAAUACUAAUAGAAUUCAGCAUGAUUAAGAGCACCGCUGUAAACACCAAAGGAAGUAAUUAAAAGAGAAAAGUGUGUGUUUCUUUUUACUUGAGAAAUUGUACACUUUGUCUCUGAAAAAUGGUUGUUGUUGUUGUUGUUGUUGUUUGCAAGUGAUUGAAGAUAAACAGCAAAGGGCUUUUAUACAACAUUUUAAAGCCCUUUUAUAAAUUCCAAAUUCAUUGGCAACAAAGAAAGGCAGAGAUGCGUUCACCAUGGGUGCCAGUACAGUUCUCCACUGACAUUAUUAUUAUUUAUUUAUUUAUUUAUUUAUUUACUGCCAUUCAUCCGAGGAACACAAUGCAAUUUACGAUAUAAAAACACAAAAAUGCACAACAUACUAACAAGCAAAAACAAUAACACCCCAACCUCGCCACACACAGUUUGCCAUAAAUUGUUUACUUGGUCAAAGGCCUGGGAGAAGAGGAAUGUUUUUGCCUGGCAGCUAAAGACAUGGAGACCAGAUUUCCACAUGAAAUCGUACAUUCCAAAUGUUUUGCUGUGUUGGUGUUGCCUUCAAUGGUUCGUUAUCUGACAUAUCUAAGAUAGCAGGCCUGUUGUUUUCACCCAAGAGCAAUGGAAUAUACAAAGUUAAUUUUAGAUAACCUUUGUUUUAUGCCGGUGCCCGAUAUUUGAUUAUUCUUAGCGGAGGGAAUGAUUAACAGUCUUUAAUAGGCAUAUUACCAUCUAUUUGCAGCAGCUUUCGAUUCAAGCUGUUAGCAAUAUUUCAGAGACAGAUUUGGAUUGGGUCCUUGGGCAUUUGAAUGGGGGGGGGAGGAAUAGUCACCUCUGUCUGCUGUCCCUGCAUGUUCUCCCGGGGGGGGGGGGGCAUGCUGAUGCCCACUUUGAUUCAUUACCUUGCUAUUACUCCAGAUGACCUCCUUGGCUCUUGACUCUGCUAAUCUUUAUACUGUAUUCAACGCAUGGUCUUCAGGAGGCAUGUGAACAUCCCUGUGGAAGUGGCCAAAUAAGAUUCCCAGAGACAUAAGGCAGCCCAUCGCUCCAUCUUGCUCCAUGUUCUCUUUGAGGAAUUGCUGGACGCAGAAUAAUAAAAUGUUGGCUUUAAGUUAGUCACAAGAAUAAUACUCAGGUUACAGGGAACCAGGCAGAGGGCCUUCUCGGUAGUGGCACCCGCCCUGUGGAACGCCCUCCCAUCAGAUGUCAGGGAAAUAAACAACUGCCUGACUUUUAGGAAGCAUCUGUAGGCAGUCCUGUUUAGGGAAGUUUUUUAUGUUUGAUGUUUUAUCAUGUUUUUAAUAUUCUGUUGGGAGCCACCCAGAGUGGCUGGGAAGGUCUGGCCAGAUGGGCGGCGUAUAAGUAAUAAAAUAUUAUUAUUAUUAUUAUUAUUAUUAUUAUUAUUCACUUCUCAUAAGUGUAUCCCACUCAUAUCCCCCCCACACACACACAGUUUAACGUCUUCAUGCCUUAGCCAAAUAACCUGUUCUGGUGUAUUGAUGUUCAAGAUUGAUUUGUUUUCAUUUUAUUCUGCUUUAUUGGUUUCAUUUUAUUCUGGGUUGCUAGUUGCCAUGUAGUUUUCUUGAGCAUCGCCAUCAAGAUCUCAACAAAGAAGGAAUGCAACAGCUCUUCUUAUGUUCUUUUGUUCUGCUUCCUUCUUUGGUGGCAAUGCUGAUGUUCCAUCGCCAUUGGCUGAAUCUCUUUGAUUCAGGAUGUGCUGAAAACUUGAGUCCUUCCCGUGGUUAACGAAAUGAUAUACAGGCAGCACACAGACAUGGCAAUGCCAUAAGGGAUUUAUACUCAGAUUUUUGCAGUCAUUUGAAAAUUAACUUUUUAUUAACGUAACAAUGACGGAAUUCCAACUUUUGUGAGUUCUGUUCUUUUCUUUUCUUUCUUUCUUUCUUUCUUUCUUUCUUUCUUUCUUUCUUUCUUUCUGUUCCAUGUGGAAUAUGUUCGGUUGAUGGGAUUCUCUAUCAUCAUUAUUAGCCAUAACACAAAUUAGUCAGUUCCAUAUAAAAUAGCUGGGCUCUGUAGAAGCACAACUGUUGGAUUUUGCAUGAAUUACUAGCUCGUAAUUUCUCAAUUACCUCCUUAGCUUCUUGCAAUAGAAGUUAACACACCUGAGAAGUUCAGUUCAACAGCAGAUAUUGUGAUCCGUCUCUUGGAUACGAAUGAUAAUGUCCCAAAGUUUUCAUCUGAUUACUACAUCGCGAGGAUCCCAGAGAAUUCUCCUGGCGGCUCCAAUGUUGUGGCUGUAACGGUAAAUUUUAUUCAUUCCUCUACAGCCAUGCUCUGUUGGACUUAUAAUUCUGUGUAGUUCCAUGAGUCUCUCGAUAUCUGUAAUUAUUGCCCCUGGGAGGAGGUGAGGAUCUAUAUAUGCAGAAACUGACAAAAAAAAAUAGAAUAAUAGAAUCACAGAGUUGUAGAGCUGCAUCUCUCAUGAGUCUAAGCACAGACGCAAGCUAGGAUUGCUUUUUAGAAUUUGAAUUUGAAUUCACCAUAGUCUUUAAUUCUGCACAGAGCAAUGUAGGCUGGAAUUUGCUCUGCUGAGCAAGGGUGUGUUUCUUAAAUUAAAUUAUAGUUUGUCAGUAUCCACACGAAUAAAAUAAUAAUGCCACCACUUUAAAACUGUACUGAAACUACUUGAUAGAUGGUUUGUCUGUCCAAGCUAAGUCUAUCCUCGGAUUUUUUCCCACGUUUUACAACUUCAGAAUAGAUGGCUGUUUAAAGCGGGGGUGGAUAAACUGGGCCCUUCCAGAUGUUGCUGGACUCUGUAGACUAUGCAGGGACCCCAGGAGAAUAUUCACACUAUAAAUUGAUAUUAACACCAGUCCUGAAAGACUACAUUGGCUCCCAGUACGUUUCCAAGCACAAUUCAAAGUGUUGGUGCUGAUCUUUAAAGCCCUAUAUGGCUUCAACCCAGUAUACCUGAAGGAGUGUCUCCACCCCCAUUGUUCAGCCCGGACACUGACUUCCUGCUUUGAAGGCCUUCUGGCGGUUUCCUCACUGCGAAAAGUGAAGUUACAGGGAACCAGGCAGAGGGCCUUCUCGGUAGUGGCACCCGCCCUGUGGAAUGCUCUCCAAUCAGAUGUCAAGGAAAUAAACAACUAUCUGACUUUUAGAAGACAUCUGAAGAUGGACCUGUUUAGGGAAGUUUUUAGUGUUUGAUCCUUUAUCACUUUUAUUAUUAAUAAUAAUAAUAUUCUGUUAGGAAUCGCCCAGAGUGACUGGGGAAAGCCAGCCAGAUGGGCAGGGUAUAAAUAAUAGAUGACGAUGAUGAUGAUGAUGAUGAUGUAUCUUCUGGAUUAAUGUAAUUCCCACUGAUGUUAUUCCCACCAAAGUGAACAGGACAAACUUGGUUAGGAUUGCACUACAAACUAUACUUCCUAUGAUUUUGUAGUGGAAGAUAUGAAAGUUAACUGAUAGGAAACCACUGCUUCUGCGCCAAAUAAGCCAUUGGAGAGAACUGAACCUUUCUGCAUAGCAUGCUUUCUUCAUCUCACACAUUGUUUAGCUUAAACUAGAACAGCUAAGUGGAAAAUAAAACAUGGCUAGAUGAUUGAUUUUCUCCCGUAUUUUCUAGGGGCCCAAUCUGCACAAUGCCUAGAUAUUUUCUUAGCAGAAUAAUAUGCUCAGAAAGAGGAUCAUUUCAUCAUUUUUCAAGUCCCAAACUUUAAUGGUGACAUGUAUCUCAAGUGAGGGGAGCCACCCAGUGGCCCUGCUUGGUUAUGCUGCUAGUACAGAGGUGGAAUUUUUCACCUUUUCUUUCUGUGUCCUUUGCAGGCCUGAUCCCGAAGUUUACUCUCUCUCACACACACAUCUCUUAGCGACAUCCUCUCCCAACACCUUGCAAAUGGAUGCAGAUUAAUUGACAUGACUCUUGCCUGCCGUGAAAUUCGGCUUACCCCCGCCCUGCCACAAACUUUCAGUUGCACAUUUUCAUCUCUAAAUAUGUUGGCGGCAGAAGGGUGGGGAGAUAGAAGCAGUUUGUGGUGGCCAUUUGGGGUGCUGACCUUUAAAGCUAUAAAUGGCCUCAGCUCAGUAUACCUGAAGGAGCAUCUCCACCCCCAUCGUUCAGCCCAAACACUGAGGUCCAGCUCCGAGGGUCAUCUGGCAGUUCCCUCGCUGCGAGAAGUGAGGUUACAGGGAACCAGGCAGAGGGCCUUCUCGGUAGUGGCACCCACCCUGUGGAACGCCCUCCCAUCAGAUGUCUAGGAAAUAAACAACUUUCUGACUUUUAGAAGACAUCUGAAGGCAGCCCUGUUUAGGGAAGUUUUUAAUGUUGUUAAUAUUCUGUUGGGAGCCGCCCAGAGUGGCUGGGGAAACCCAGUCAGAUGGGCGGGGAAUAAAUUAUUAUUAUUAUUAUUAUUAUUAUUAUUAUUAUUAGACUGAAAAGUGAUGAAGCACCCUCUUUCACCUUGGCUACUUCUGCCCUACAAAUCCCAUUCCCAAAGCUGCAUCCCCCUAGGGAAAGUAGCCUUCUGGUUUUUGCUAUUUUCCAUCCUCAAUGUGACCAAUUAUGCACGUCAUGAAAGUCUGCUUCGUUUCUGUUUUAAUCCAUCAGUACCCCUUUCCAUUUUCUUCUUAAGGCAACAGACCCUGAUUCAGGACUUUGGGGUGAAAUGAAAUACUCCAUUUAUGGAACUGGUGCAGAUCUGUAAGUUUAAACAUACAUAUGGAUAUAUACAUAUUUUUGUUUAAGGGUGUGUUUUUUUAAAAAAAACGUUUGCAUAAUUUUUAUUGCUAUUAGCAAAUGAAUGAGAGUAAUGUUCUGUCUGAUGCAUCAAAUUCAAACAUGAUGAAAUUCAUUCUUAAAGGGGAUGUAUAUCUUUUUCCUGGCUGUUUCACACCAACAGUGUUCUGUUUCAAGCAAAGCAAUAUGUAGAGGACCAAACCUCCAGGUUCUUCCACAUGAACCUAACAAUAAUGCAUAAAGGAAGAAUAGAUUGUGGAAAGGGUGUUGCUGUUUUUCAUUUUAACGUUUGCCGUUUUAGUGUGUGCUUUUCGUUUGUUUUGAUGUAUGGAACUGUGUGAAACCGAUGGAGUGAGCCGCCUUGAGCAACUGUGGGUUGUAAAAGUUUUGCAUAAACAAAACGUAAAAGCAUAAAAAAUUGGGAUCGGGAGGAGCAAAUGAUUUUAAGGGGGAUACCAAAUAAAACUGCAUGCAAUUCAAGAGAUGUGCCACUUAGGGGGCAGCAAAUAAAUCUGAGGAGGUUAUCAAUGUAAACUGCAUGUCGUUCAAAAGAUGUGCCACUUAUAAUCUCCCUUCUGGAAUACUGUAAGGCCCCCUGGAGCCUAAUAAAUCUCUCCAUCUGGCCCUCUGAACUCUCCUCAUACCAAAAAUCUGGCCCACAUCUAGGCCCCUUCCUUUUCCUGCUUCGCAUCAUAUUUUGGUGCCUUCACCUGACUGGAAAUCUCCUCAAACUCUGAUUUAAAAAGGACCUGAAUGGUUACGUCCAGUCAAAGGCAACUAUUGGGUGAGGCACUCAUCUCAAUCUCAAGCCCAGGGAGCCAGUGUUUGUCCACAGACAGCUUUCUGGGUCAUGUGGCCAGCAUGACUAAACCACUUCUGGUGCAACGGAGCACUGUGACGGGACCCACAACUCACGGAAAUGCCAUUUACCUUCCUGCCGCAGCGGUACCUAUUUAUCUGUUUGCACUACCGUGGUACCUCGGGUUAAGAACUUCAUUCGUUCUGGAGGUCCGUUCUCAACAUGAAACUGUUCUUAACCUGAGGUACCACUUUAGCUAAUGGGGCCUCCCACUGCCGCACAAUUUCUGUUCUCAUCCUGAAGCAAAGUUCUUAACCCGGGGUACUAUUUCUGGGUUAGCAGAGCCUGCAAACUGAAGCGUCUGUAACCUGAAGCAUCUGUAACCCGAGGUACCACUGUAGUGUGCUUUCGAACUGCUAGGUUGGCAGGAGCUGGCACAGAGCAACGGGAGCUCACCCCGUUGCGCAGAUUUGAACCGCCGACCUUCUGAUCGGCAAGCCCAAGAGGCUCAGUGGUUUAGACCACACGCCACCUGCAUCCCUUAGAACUCUGAUUAUCUCCACUGAACUGGGGCUUCAGGUAAGUGGUAUUUGCUGCCCAGCACAGCCAUAUCCUGGUCCUGGGAGCCAUUGUUCUUCCAGCACAUCCAUGGGCAGCAAAUACCACUUACCAUGGACAACGAAAAGGUUUGGAUGGACCCUGAUAAAGAGUCAGAAAACCAUGUGCUUUUUCCUCCAGUUCUGAGCCACAUUUCCUAAGUGACCUUGAAAAACCUCAGUGUCUCCUGCAUUGCAUGCAGAAUAUAUAUAUGACAGCAACAACAUUUAAGCAUCUCCUUUAGAUAUUUCUCCCCUCUUUUAGGAUGCUGUUAAGCAAUUCGUGGGAUGGGCUGUCUUUUUGGUUGCACCUGAAAAACUCAAGGCACUUCUGCAAGAGCAGAAUUCUAAUAGUAUUUCUCUGUCUUCACGAACAACCUUUUGAAUAUCUUGCCCUUUGCAUUUGCAGAAAGUUGGGCACAAAUAGCAGAUCCCUGGUCAUAACUCUAAUACCCAGCAAAUGGUCUCAAAAGGAAUUAGCAAAAAUAAUUAGAUUUUUAAUUACUUCCAAUAUUUACACCGACUCACUGGGCAUGAAAAAAAAACAAUAAGCAAUGUUGGUUUUUAAUUUCUGCUUGGGACAUUUUACAUUAGGAGGUUGUUAUUACUGUUGUUAUUGGGCUGAAUCCAAGAGUUGGGUUGGGCCAUUUUUCAGCAAUUUUGUAGGGGUUCUGGGAAGUUUAUUCCACUUACUGAUAUUCCUGGUUGCCAUAGCAAUGGUUCUGUGUGCUACUGGACCCCCUUGUUGUCUUUAUUUUACAAUUAAGCCAAUCAGAGUAAUGGCAGGACACAUUGCCCUCAUUCUGAUUUGGCUUUAUUAUGAAGCCAAUAUGGAGUAAGGGCAGGAAGAGGAGUUGGUAGCAAAAAAGAAAAGGUGAGAGCAGGGGCUUGUGAAAUAAUAAUAAUAAUAAUAAUAAUAAUAAUAAUAAUAAUAAUAAUAAUACCCCACCCAUCCCCAGCCACUCUGGGCAACUUCCAUUACCCCCAAAUAAUUUUUGAGUAAAAUAAGUUUACUCGAGAAUUUAUGACUUGGCCUUGCUAUUGGAAAAGUCAAAGUGGUGAGGGGACCCCGGAACAUUUAGCACUAUCUUGUGUUUUAAAAAAGGCACCCCCAAAUCAUUCAAGCUGCAAAUUCAUAGAAUCAGAUUUCACAUUAGCAUCUUUCAAAUAAAUUCAGUCCGUCGUUUGAAAUGAUUGGUAUAUAAUGUAUGACAAAUAGUUUUGCUCACCUGCUGCCUUCAGGGUGUGUCUGUGUGUGAUGAAGUUGCAGUCUUACACUCAUUUAAGCAAAGAUUUUCAGACUUUCCUACUCUGAGAUAGUCUAAAUGUACCUCAGAGCUUGAGGAGCAGAGCUUAACUCCCUUUAGAAGCAGAAGGAAAUAAAUUCUUCUCCCCUUUCUUGUUUUAUAAGGGAUCUAAUGCAGCGUUCAGCCAAACUAACCAACAGCCAAACGUUGCAUUCAUCACACUUCCAUUGCUUGCGUGCUGAAAGUCUCUGUGUUGUUUUAUUCAGCGCAUGACACAAUACAUUGUUCUUACAAACUGCACAACUGCGCCAUUCUCCCUUGUUUCAGCGCAGGGGGACUGAGUGGAAAUCCACCGCACUGUGCUGUUCAAAAAAACAAGGGACACAUCCAAACUGGAUUAAAAAAUAUGAAACUUGAAAUGCCAGGCAAUCAAUUUACCCACCCCCUAAUUUUUUCGCCAUAUUCAAAGGCUCCAGAGACCUUGUAUAAAAAUAGUAUUACAUCUAUACAUAUCCAUGUUACACUGGAACUGAUUCCCGCCCCCCUCCCUCUCUGUUUUGACUUUUGCAGAUUUGGAUUUAAUAUUAUUAUUUGCAUGCAGAUAUAUAUAGAUACAAAUAGACACACACACACACAGAGAGAGAGAGAGAGAGAGAGAGAUGGCAUGCCUUAAGCCUCUCUUUGGCAACCCGUUGCCCCCCCCCCCAUGCCUGUUGUUGAAGUGCAGCUCUCAUCAGCUUCAGCAAGCAUGGCCAAUGCUCAGGGAUUUAUUUAUUUUUUUGUUAGGGGAAGUUAAACCAAAAUAUCCAAUGGGCAGCAAGUAAUGCACACGCACACACUCCUCUGAGCAGUUUUCAACUCUUGUGGGGGCUUCUAAAAUAUGUUGAAGUAUGGUGAAGGGUGAAAGCAUAUACAGAUCAACAGAUAACAUGAACUUUUAAAUAUAUAUAUAUAUAGAGAGAGAGAGAGAGAGAGAGAGAGAGAGAGAGAGAGAGACUAGUGCAAGAAUAACAUGACCCCUCUGACAGACCCAGGGAAUACUCCAUGAGUUCCAGAUUGCUUUCUCGUUUCCUUAAAAACAUUUUUAAUUAAAAUUAAACGGGAAAUAACUCAAAUUAGAGGGGUCCAAAGUGUUAACGUUUUUCCUCAAUAUAAGGCAUCGCUUCCUACUUCAGAGCCCUUGUGUUAAUAACUUCUGCCAUCUUACACAAAUAACUCCAUCCUUCAUUAAUCUUAAUAAGUCAAAAUGGGCCUCUCCUGGGAUCUUUUCCAAGCUGUACAAACUGAGAAUUUUCCAUAGAAAGCUGAUUUUGGUAAGGCUGGCCACAGAGAGAGCAAGGCUUUCGGUUAUAUGACAGUCUUCCCUGUGGAACUCUGUACACAUAGAAGUAUACCAGACUCCAUCCUUGUGCUCCCUUUUUUACCUGUAGGUCAACAUAUUUUUUAUUCGCCACGACUUUCAAAAAUGCUGAAUAGCUGAGUUGAGCUUGAUUUUAAAUGGGUAUUGUGUAGCCAUUGGUAUGAAAUGUUUUUUUUAAGAGAUGCAUCACGUUAAACACUUGUUUUACUGAAUGUUGUUCAGAGUAUUUUAUAGAGAAUUGGCUAAUAGGAUUUGUAACAAAUAAAUUCCCAUUUUCCAAGCACAAUUGGGACUGCAGCCACCCACAGCAGCUACUGUAGAGGGAGAAAUCACUCUGAAAAGGGUGUAUCUGAACAUAAGGGUGAUCUCUUUUCUUCUGUCUGUGCAGCUGACUAGGAAAUAGAUGAAAUAUUGGCCAUUGGUUUUUUUCCUUCCAGAUUCCUCAUCCAUCCAUCCACUGGGAUCAUUUACACCCAGCCAUGGGCCACGUUAGAUGCAGAAGUUACGUCCAAGUACAACUUCUAUGUGAAGGCAGAAGAUACAGAGGGGAAGUAUAGCUUGGCUGAAGUCUUCAUUACUGUUCUUGAUGUCAACGAUCACUCCCCAGAAUUCAACGAGAACAUCCAGGAAAAAACCAUGAUUAUAGGCACUCCAGUGAAAGUGGAGGUUGGUCGAUGUGCGCAUUUGUGUGUUUGGUUGUAGUGAUUGGUAUUGAAGUGAUUGCAAUGGAUUUGUUAUGUUGCAACGGUUCCUGUUAUGGACUCAAAGGCUAAAUAAGGAGCUUACAUUUCUGUAAGUAAAUCUGUGCAGCUAUGGGUAUAAUCCACUUUUCAAUAUUCCAUUACAGUUUAGAGGACGUGGGUGGCACUGUGGUCUAAACCACUGAGCCUCUUGGGCUUGCCAAUCAGAAGGUCGGCGGUUCGAAUCCCCACGAUGGAGUGAGCUCCCAUUGCUCUGUCCCAGCUCCUGCCAACCUAACAGUUCAAAAGCAUGCCAGUGCAGGUAGAUAAAUAGGUACUGCUGUGGCGGGAAGGUAAAUGGCGUUUCUGUGCGCUUCUGUCAUGGUGUUCCCAGAAAGCUGUCUGUGGACAAACGCCAGCUCCCUCAGCCUGAAAGUGAGAUGAGUGCCACAACCCCAUAGUCGCCUUUGACUGGACUUAACCAUCCAGGGGUCCUUUACCUUUACAGCUUAGGGAGACCUGUGGAAAAUCAAGGCUUGUAAGAGCAGGGUUGAUUCUUCUUAAUGGCUCGGAACAGGCAACUAAUGAGUGGGGGGUUAAAUCCUGCUCAGUUUGGGUACACACUGCUAUUCCCUGCUGGGAACAGACAGAGGGCCAGCACAGGAUUUAACCAUACUCAAGUGCCCAUCAGAUAACAUCACAAAUUAAGUCAGCUGAUUGGGAGUUGGGCAUGGUUUGGGGAAAAGGCCUCACAGGCCAACCCAGAGCCCAAUGGCAGUCCAACAUUGGCCCGCAGGCUAGAGGUUCCUCAUCCUGCCUUAAGCCCUAAUGGUACACUUGAGGGCAUCCCGUUACAUUCUCCUUCAUACGUGAAUAGAUGCCAGUCAUCCUAUGGAAAUACCAAUAGGAAGACAAAUCAGGGCACAGAGUGGGUGAAGAAAAAGACCCAGAAGAGUGUCUGGGCACAAAGAGAGUCAAGGUUGGAGUGGGAGGCAGAGACUGACAGUGUCAGAGAGGUGGCAAGAGAUAGAGAAGAUUGUGUCAGAGAGGUGGCGUAGGAAAGUUCUCCAAUCUUAUCGUAUUUUUAAUGUUCUGUUGGGAGCUGCCCAGAAUGACUGGGGAAACCCAGCCAGAUGGGUGGGGUAUAAAUAAUUUAUUAUUAUUAUUAUUAUUAUUAUUAUUAUUAUUAUUAUUACUCAUGAAAUGCUACGGGUCUUUUGCUUACAAGAAAUAAUCAUAAAAGGCUAGUCUAGAGCCAUUCUUCAAAUACUAGAGUUGCGUCACAGGUGUGAUUUCUGUUUUGUUGUGCCUCAUUACUCUUCCGCUUUGAUUCAGUACAACAAAAUUGUUAAUAGGUGGAGCAGAAUGGAGCAGUUCCAUUCUGGAAUUGUUCUAGAAUUCCCACCCCCUGCUGUUUUUUCUGACAGGAAAUGCUGAUUUCAGAUGCAGCGGGCAGAAUUCUGCACAAUGGCCAUUUACUUCAAAUCAGAAAAUUAAACAUACAUUGGUUUUAUUUUUGUAAAAAAAAAAUCCCCCAUUACAGAGUUUUUCAAAUAAAAAGGGAGAAGGGGAUAAUUGGUAGGAGAUCUGAAUUUUCCAAGGGUUUUGUGUUUUUUUUUAAGGGAGGGGGGAACUGUUCCUUCAAACUCCUAGCAUUUCAAUUUUCUCCAAGAUAGAUUUUUUUGUUUCAAUUUUUAAACAAAUUAAUAAUCAUAAAUAAAUAAGAAUAAAAAUGUGCACCCCACCACCGAGACUAUUCCAUUGUAACUAUCCAGCCUCCCAAAAUUUCAACACCUCUUGCGAUGGUUUGACUCCUUUCCAUUUUAACAGUACAAAUUCUACAAACAUUCUCCAUAUCUCCUCAGAAUCAUUUCUUCUGCAUAUUCCCUGCCUUACCUUAAUGGCACAUGUCAAUUUAUCAUUAAUAGCUGUAUCCUACACCUCUCUAUAUCAAGCAGAAUAUAAAAUGGAAGACUGGUACAAGAUAGAUUUUUAAACUACUCCGGAAUCCAACCAAAUCCCACCCCACAAAGUUCUGGGACAGAAGCCAUGCUCAAAGUAUGGAACUUCAGAAUCAAAAGAACCAGUCCUCUUUAAAAUAGAUUGCCAUUCAAUAAACAUUUUUCUUUCACCUUUUCUCCCCAUCCCUAACAGGCAAUAGACCAAGAUGCGGAAGAACCCAAUAACAUAGUUGACUAUUCUAUUAUGCAAGCAGAUCCUGCCAAUGUGUUUGAUAUAGACCAAAGCACUGGAGAAAUAAAACUGAAAUCCUACAUAAGAUCCUUGGACAUAAUUCACAACAUCACCAACAACAAAGACUGCAUAUGGUCGGUGGUAGUUCAAGCCAAAGAUCGGGGCUCUCCUUCAUUUAGCACCACCGCUGUCCUGAAGAUUGAUAUCACAGAAGAGGUAAGGGGAUAGGAUACUGGAGAGAAAUGGCAAACGGGGAGACCCAAGAUUUGUGGCUGAGAAACAGUGAUUUGUAAUGGGCACCGCUGCAAAAGCAUCAUAAUUUGAGUCGUUGAAGUUAAAUUGAAGUAAGAGAGUGCUGUCAGAUGUGAGAUGAGAAUUUCUGGCAUUUCUGGGUCAAGGAAGCGUAGAGUCUGCCUAAAGAUCAAGUGGAUCCUAAGCCAUUUCAGCUGCUGGCAAUGGGUCCAUCCCUGACCUCUCUGUUGCAUUGUUCAGCCUCAUUGCUACCAAACAGAAGUUACGAUUGCUUUCCCUAUGCUGAAAAUGGAGAAGGAGAAAUUUAUGAAGGCCCACAACAAUAGUCUUAAAGGUCCACGCCUAAUCUAUGGUAUCUGUCCUUCUUCUUUUAACUUUGUAUCUUAACUCACCCUUGAUUUUACCAACCAUUCUCCAGAUGGUUCAUUAGAAGAAUAACUCCUCCUUUAUUACUACAUUUAACUUCCCAAACAAUAUUUUCAGAAUGGUUGCGAUGGUGGGUCUAAUGCUGGGGUGAGUGUAUUGGGGUGUGUGACAGACUUGUCAAUCUGCUUCACAUACAGAGGAUUCGUUAAACUGUCAUUUCCCUUAUACCCUGCAGACUACAUAGAUGUGGCAGGGGCAACCUAGACAUGUGGCGAUCUAAUAUCAGCAAACAGAAUGCCACCCAUCUGUUCUAGAAUAUUUAUUUCCCUUGAAUAAGCAUUGCAAACUGAUGGCAAAGAGAUUUGAAAUGCCACACCCUCUGCCAUUUGUUGUUGUUGUUUAGUCGUGUCCGACUCUUCGUGACCCCAUGGACCAGAGCACGCCAGGCACUCCUGUCUUCCACUGCCUCCUGCAGUUUGGUCAGACUCGUGUUUGUAGCUUCGAGAACACUGUGCAACCAUCUCGUCCUCUGUCGUCCCCUUCUUCUUGUGCCCUCAAUCUUUCCCAACAUCAGGGUCUUUUCCAGGGAGUCUUCUCUUCUCAUGAGGUGGCCAAAGUAUUGGAGCCUCAGCUUCACGAUCUGUCCUUUCAGUGAGCACUCAGGGCUGAUUUCCUUAAGAAUGGAAAGGUUUGAUCUUCUUGCAAUCCAUGGGAGUCUCCUCCAGCACCAUAAUUCAAAAGCAUCAAUUCUUCGGCGAUCAGCCUUCUUGAUGGUCCAGCUCUCACUUCCAUACAUCGCUACUGGGAAAACCAUGGCUUUAACUAUACGGACCUUUGUUGGCAAGGUGAUGUCUCUGCUUUUUAAGACGCUGUCUAGGUUUGCCAUUGCCUUUCUCCCAAGGAGCAGGCGUCUUUUAAUUUUGUGACUGCUGUCACCAUCUGCAGUGAUCAUGGAGCCCAAGAAAGUAAAAUCUCUCACUGCCUCCAUUUCUUCCCCUUCUAUUUGCCAGAAGGUGAUGGGCCCAGUGGCCAUGAUCUUCGUUUUUUUGAUGACCAUAUCUAGGCCAUAUCCCUCAGCCAUAUCUAGCUUUAUUAUCCGGAAACCUUAUAAUUUACAAGUCUCCACCUGAAACUUCCCAGUCUUUGCUAUGCUGUCUGUAAUUUCCUCUGCGAUAGCUUAGUUCCUUGCUUUCAUAUCUUUAUAGUAGAGCCUGUGACUGUUUGUCCUCUUUGUGCCUUCAUUGCAACGGUGCUUAGCCCGUUUCUUAUCCACAUUUCCACUUCUCCCACGAGCGGUUUGGACUUUUCCUCACUGCUUUCCCCCAGGAAACCCACACUUCUGCACUAAAUUGGAGCAAAUGUCAAUCUGGAAAAAACCUGGUUGAUAUUUGCUCCAAUUGGAUAGUGAGCAGAAGUGUGGAUGAACCCUAAGCUUUCAUGGUGCAUGAAUCCAUCUCUGAGACUGUGCUCUCCCUCCUUAAGUUUUUGUGACCUUUUUUUCAGGAGGGAAAGGGUUAGCAUAUACUACACUGGGAAUCAUUUCCAACUGGAGAUGGCAGGAUCGAAGCUAGUGGCAUGCAAAUAAGGCAUUCUCUUUGUAUAAUGUGCCCCAGGAUGUACUUGAAUGCAUCUGUUCCUUUUCCAUUGUUUCUGACCCGGCACUCUUCAUCCCACAGAACAGUGCUCUGUUUUCCUUUCUGAAGGCAAAGCUUCUUUGACAACACAACUAGAGGUGUCCAGCAGUGUUAAUCACAAUGAGUAAUUAAACAGGCCUAUUUUUGAUUAACAUUUACCAUCACAAUUAGCAGAACGCUUCUCCCUUCGAGAUGGAUGCCCUGCAGCUAGGUUUGGUGGUUUCAUGCAUCAAAAAAACAUUUUGCUCUUGAAACAAUGCAGUGAUAAUAAAAAAAUCCCAAGGCUAUUUUAUUUAACGGAUCCUAUUUUUACACAAAAAAGGGAUAUUGAUGAUAAGCCUAUGCUUUCUUUCAUACCCACUGGGGGAAAAGUGCUGAAGUGCAUAUGCGGUUUGCUUCCCCCUAUCCUUGAUUACAGGUAUUAUUUUUUUAUGACAGUAUACGUAGUGCUAGAUUUACGUGGCCUGGAAUGGAAAGACUGAUCAUUGCAGUGACAGAGCACACCAAUAAUUUUGCGAAAGUUUGCCUAUAGUCUACAAGAUUAGAAGGGGUGGCUAUCUAACCCUCUGCCCUGAACAUAAAUGGAUAGGAACAAGGUUCAUUCAGAGACGAGCUAUAUGUUACACUUGUGUGGGCUUAGGAGGCAGCCUGGCUCUGCCUGCUUAGUCUUCUGGAAAAGUCCCUCUUCCCAGAUGCCACAUGCCUUGCAUCAGAUGAUGGAGUACCUGGGGGAGGACAUCCAAAGAUGUUAUUGGUGCACAGGCAGGUGAAAAUAGAGCAGGCAGCUAUGUGAGCUGUUUCCAGAUCCCAAGCCAUAUACAGCUUUAACAGGGAGUGCCAACACUUUAUAUUGCUCUCAAAAAUGAACCAGGAGCCAGGGCAGCUCUUUAAGCAAUGGCAAAAUAGGUUCACAAUGGCUGAUCCCAAUUAGCAGCCUAGCAGCUCCACGAUUUUCUGGACGCUCCAACCCCGAUACAUAUCAUUGCAGUAGCAUCCUAGUGCCAUGUGGAAAAUGAGCACGGCAUGCAGCAGGAAGCUUUCGUAUGAGAAAUCAGGUAUCAUUGAAUACACACCUGAAUGUUUUAUUAACAGCCGCAUCUCCUUUGCAUUUGUCAUAAGCAGACUCAGGAUGUGUCGUGACGACGUGCAGGGACACUGAGGAGAUGGAACUCAGAUUAAGUGUGCCUCGUGCGAUGAAUAUGUUUUUCUCUGGCACGCUUAUUGCCAAGUCAAGUGUGUAACAGAUAAUCUUAUUCAGGCAGCUAAAGAGAACAUGCAUUGAUUGUGGCUUGCUCCACAAAUCCUCGGAAGAUGAGAUUCUGUACCAUUCAAAUCAGUAGAAGAAUGUUCCCAUUGACCUGAGCUGCAGUGUAGUCAGUCCUCAAGGCUGGAAUUCUGCACACCAUUACCUCUGGGUUGUAACUGUGCUGUCGCCAUCAAGGCAGCUGGCAGGAAGCAAGAAAGGAGGCAGAAAGCACUGGGUGCCAAGCUGGAAAGGAAUGGUGUCUCAGGAUUUGGCAAUCUGCUGCUUCACAAUCCUGUGAGGAGAUUGCAGUCUCCUACAAUGGACAGUCAGGAGGAAAAGUUGGCCAAGUCCAAGCUAGAUAAUGGGAGCUUGGAUAUCUGCCUUUGCCAGUUCAAGAGAGCAGUAUCUUCUGCCUGCUUCUGCAGCUCAGGCUCCAGUCCCUGGUCUCAGAUGAAGAACACCUGCUUCAUGAUUAGAUAUAGGUACUGUACAACUAAGCCAGUCUCGUUCUGAAGGUGUUUAUACAUGUAUAUAUGUAACCGCAUGGUUACAGUAAUAAUGACUUAUAAACAUCUCCGGUGGUUGCAUGUUUCCAUUCUCCAGUCUUCAAGCCUUGCUGUUUCUCUUACUAUUUUUUUUUUUUUUAGAUAAUAUUUAUUAAAAUUUCACAAGAAAAAAAACCACAUUAAUGAAGAAAAAAUUAACAAUAAAAAGAAAAAAUACAAAGGAAAAAAGGAAAAAACAAUUAAAAACAAUUUCAUCUUUCCUCACUUCUUUUACAUUUACUUGUUUCUCGGACCUCCUCUUACCUCCCUCUUUUGUAUUCUAAUUAAAUAUGUUAAUCCAACAAUUCCUUUCCCUCCUUUUUAAUCCUAAUCUUUAAUCUUGAUAUAAUAUAACUUUAAAUUUUAGAUUUUACAUAUUAAAACCAAUUUUUCCAUAUUCUUUUAGCCUGUACAGCUAGAAACCCCUUAACUUCAACAUCAUUCUAACAUUCAUUAAUUUUGCAAUAUUUCUGUAAAUAGUCUUUGAAUUUCUUCCAAUCUUCUUCCACCGACUCUUCUCCCUGGUCACGGAUUCUGCCAGUCAUUUCCGCCGCUGUUUCUCUUGCUAUUAUGUGCAAUUACAGGCACUCAUUUAUCCAUGUUAUCUGGGUAGGGGUUUUUUUAGCUUCUAAAAUUGGUCUUUUAACCACAAAUUUUGUGAUGUUAUUCUUUUGCCUGUGUUUACACUGAGUGGUGUGUUGUUGUUUCGUUUGUUUGUUUGUUUGUUUGUUUGUUUGGUGUUUUAAUUUUAUUAUUAUGUUCUGUCCCAGCAUCAUGUAUUAGAGGAGGAUGGGCUCAAAAAUAUUUAGUAGUUUUAUCCCCCCCACCCAAUUGCUUCUUAGCCCUGCUAUGUUUUAAAGAGGGGAGGGUCCUAUGAUGGUCUCCAACCAAUAUAUUCAGAAGAAUCUUUUUUUGCAUCAGCUACUAGCCAUAGCAGUAAAAGAAAAGAAAAAUGUACUGAAGAUAGAGGUAAAAACUUAACUAUACAAGAGACAUUCUGGAGAUUUACAUCAAUAAUCAAAUAAUACAUCUUAUUCUAGUUGCCCCUGCUCAUUUAUUUAUUUUUUGCAGUUUUUGCUGUCACCUGGUUAUCCUGAUCUGCUAAAAGAAAGCACACAGUAGCAAUGGUUGAGCGACCUGGUAGGGAUCUGAAGUGUAUCUGAAGAAGUGUUCAUGCACAUGAAAGCUCAUACCAGUAACAAACUUAGUUGGUCUCUAAGGUGCUACUGGAAGGAAUUUUUUUUAUUCUGGUAGAGAUAGUAGUAGAGGGGUAAUAACCUCACUCCUCAAAUAUUUAUACAGAAUGCAAGCUAGAAGCACAUGAGCUACUGAUUCAAUUCUGCCCUCUCCACAUGGACAUAGCCCUUUUUCCCACAGAUUUUUUUGAAAUCGACCCUCAAGCACAGCUGUAGGCAGUAUAUUUAAUCUUGCAUAAGUAAAAGUGCAUCUGUAUAUUUUGGAAUUAUUAAAUUUUGCAAAUAGGGUGCCAAAGUGUCAAAAUGACUAGGUGGGAAAUAAUCGUACAACGGACAAAAUUUCUUUAUCAUGGCCAAAUUCUGUUGCUCGAUAUCAUAUAGGCACUGUCUAAUUAAAUUAUCUGCUUCAGUUACUUGCCAAUGUAUUUUGGCAGUGCGAGGAUUUCCACUUUCACAACAGAACUCCCUCCCCUUUCUUCUGCCUGUGUUCACACUUCGCCCUCCCCAAAUAUGUUGCAGGGGGUUGGGAGGAAUCCCAGACCAGAUUUAGGGAGGGAGGAGAAAGUUGUGUCCCACAAGCAGACAUCCUUGCACUGACAGAAUGGGGUACUUUGCACUACAUUGGAUGCAACCCGCUGUUUCCUUUAUGAUGGUGGUCCACAGGUUGAUUGGUUUUCUUAUUUUUGACAUUUUCAGAUCAAAUCAAGGGUAAGAUCCUAUAUUUUAGGCCUCAAGAAACGUCCAUGGACAUUAUUUGGGAUUUGCACGAGUGGCGUCCUUUCUACCAUUUCUGUUACCAUGGUGAUCUCCACCAUCAUGUACUGGAAAAGUGUGAAAAGAUCCAGACUCCAUCCUCAGGGAAAAAUCAGGAAAAUUAAACGGCGACUACCACAGCGCUCUGUGUGCUAAAAUGCUAUACAAACUUUUCAUUCAUUUGUCCUCAGUAUGCCAUAUUGAGAGGCUGCAUUACCUCUUAAUCAAGCUUUGGAUUCUUUAAAAGGGAAACAAACAGCCUGUCUCUUCAUCUCAGAUUCAUUACCUCAUAGCAUUGGAGUGGUUUGUUUUGUUUUUGUAAUGUCUGUAAAAGAGUACUAGAACAUGCUCAGUUUCUGCUGUUUAAGAACCGAUUUGACAGCCUCAAAAUGUUUUCAGUUGAAGAUGCAUCAAUAGGAUGAGAAAAUCUUAUUACUAGUAUUUUCUCUGAAAGCGUUGCUUUGAUUUUGGGAGAUUCUGAAAUGAAAUCUGAAGCAUAAGGAACACCUUCCAGUUAUGGAUAUAUAUACUGAGUUUAUCUCAAUUUGAUACCGGUUUUAACUGUGACAGCUUUCCCCAAAAGAAUCAGAGACAUUUUAGUUUAUGGGUGUUCAUAGUAAUAAAAUAAUAAUAAUAAUAAUAAUAAUAAUAAUAAUAAUAAUAAUAAUAAUUUAUUUAUUUAUUUAUUUAUACCCCGCCCAUCUGGCCGGGUUCCCCCAACCAUUCUGGGAGACUCCCAACAGAAUAUUAAAAAUACAAUAAAACAUCAAACAUUAAAAACUUCCCUAAACAGGGCUGCCUUCAGAUGUCUUCUAAAAGUCAGAUAGUUGUUUAUUUCCUUGACAUCUGAUUGGAGAGCAUUCCACAAAGCAGCGCCACUACCAAGAAGGCCCUCUGCCUGGUUAGGGAUCCCUGGUGUCCAUUCUAACAGGACUACAAUUUCCAGGGUUCCGUCUUAGAAUAGGGAAUGACUCUUGUCACCAGUUUGUUGUAUGGUUAUGUCCUUGACUGCACAACCCAGUGGUUUUGUUUCUACUUGCAACCGAUGGACAACAGAGUAUUGCAUAGGAAUGAUGCAAAACUCCCCACAUCCUGAGUGAAAGGCUCCACUAUUUAAUUGCUGCAGUUGACCUUCUUAGUGUUAAAUCUGAAUUUUGGAUGCCAAAUUGGAGAUGGCUUGGUGGUGUGGAUCACAUAUUUUGGACAAAUGAAAGCGCAGUCUCUCUCUCUCUGUGCCCCAGAGUUAAGUCACCAUGUUCUCUUUGUACUCUUUUACAGACUCUUCACAAAGGGCCUAUGGCUGCCUUUUUGAUGCAAACAAAAGAUAACCCCAUGAAAGCCUUAGGAGUGCUAGCUGGUGUCAUGGGGGUGAUGGUGGCGAUCACCAUCUUAAUCUCCACCGCCAUGUUCUGGCGCAAUAAGAGGUCCAACAAAAUCAUGCCCGUGAGACGGAUCAUUAAAAAAAGGCAGAACCACCAACCAACCAGGAUGAUCAGAAUGGAGUGGCUGAAAUUCAAGAGGCCCAGCAACGCUGCAGAGAAGUUUGUCGUCGAAGAGGAUACCAAGAGUCUGCAAAAUGAGAACAGCAACAACAACUUCCAGGUGCCCCUUCCUCCUCCACCACCUGCUGCUCCAGCCCUACCUCCAGCCCCGGCACUCAAGACUAAUGUCUCUGAAUGGAGGGUCCCCACAGUAUCUGGAUCGCUGAGUCCAAAGAUUAUUAAAAAGCAGGCAAAGAAAGGUGCCGCGGUCUGCACAUCCCACAAUGCCCUGGUGUCGGAGCUCAAGCAGAGGUUUGAAAUGAGAAGUGCGGCAAGCCCUCACAUUUAG